AUGUUCCUUAGAAUAGCCUCCACUUUCCUCAGUGUAGAUCUCUCCACCACAUCCUCCAGUGAGUCCAAGCUGAUACCAACCACAGACAGUGUGUAAGGAAAACAACCACAUAACAAAUAGCCAGCUAAACAUUGUACUAUUGCUGGAUCUGCAUUUGUUCUUGUUUUCAAAUUAGUAAUUAAAAUAUAUUAUUUAUUUGAGCUUUUAUUUAUCAGCGCUAAUAAUAGGCCUUACCUAUUCUGAGUAGGAAAGUCCAAUUUUAUGAAUAAAGAUUGCAGUCAUCUAAUUGUGAUUUGUAGCAUUCGUUUGGAUUGCAAAGUCUAGAGUGAAGCUCAAAAGACUUGUUGUACACUCAAACACACAUUCACUUCCCUUUUGUUCUCCAAGACCAGACUGUAUCAGCUCCAAAUAAUGAGCUCCAUAUUCAUUAGAUCUGUGUCACAGAGUGUUACAAAGUCUAUGCGUCUCGAAAUGUGAUCAGAGAGGUUCAAAUCCCUGCUGAAGUCCUUCAUCGUGAUGUCUGAGCAGUUUUCUGCAGCAGUAGUUCCCUUACAUGACCUGUAUCAGAACCGCCUUUCAGGAUCAGUCCUUGAGAUAAAUGACGGCCUAGACCUCAAACCAAUGAGAGGGGGGUUUAAAAAUUAUUGACUGGAUGUUUGUCCAAUCGAUGGUUAGUUGAAAUGAGUGGGAGGGGUUUACCAAUGUUGCAUUUGUUACGUACAAUCGGCGGAGCCCGGCUGAAUUUGUCGCACUGUUAAAUCGCGUAAUAGUUUAUACUGUGCAAAUUGCAUUACAAAAGUUACACGUUUCCCCUAGAUUAAACAGUGUAUGUUCCCCUGUAUUUAAGCAUUUCUGCUAAUUCUGCGGCAUAUAUCCGACAAAUUGAUAGAAUCGAGCCGUAUCACAUGCUCAGUAGUCACUGGGUUCUAACAAAUCGAACGCACCUAUUACUGUGUUUUGUUGUUUUUCAGCGGUGUAUCGUAUUUGGCCUGUCAAACCGUGUGACUUUUGACUGAGGCGACGAGACGGGAAUAACAGGGAUGCACAUGACUAAAAAGUAAUUGUUACACGCUAAGACAUCUUCACCUAGCAGGUCAUAAUGCGGAGUCAACAUCAAUUUAAGCGGUUGGUCUGUGUCUGUUGCAAAAAUUCGACGUCCACUCGUAGCUAGCGACAUUAGCAGACUAGGCUAGCCGAUUUAACUCUGUUAGUGAAAAACAAACUGCUUUUAACAACGAUAUUCUCAAGGUAGAGAGAAUUUGACACCCAAUUUAUGAGUCGCUAAAUUUUUCGAUGUCAACUUCCAAGCUUGUCGGUGUGUGUGUCUGUGUGUGUGUGUGUGUGUGUGUGUGUGUGUGUGUGUGUGUGUGUGUGUGUGAGGGGGGGGUGUUACUGUUAGCUGUGUGAGGCUUGAGGUUAUUGUUCUCACGGAGGGGCAGCUGAUACCAUUUGCUGACGAUAAUUUGUUCAACCUUUCCAGGACCAGGAACACAAUGAAACCACCAUCACAGACUCCAUCAGGUCCUGUAAGCAGCCUAGUAAGUAGUGACAGCUCUCUUUCUUAAUUUAGAUUGUUCUAAGUGGCUUACGAUGAAUUUAUUACAGGUAGGUGUGCCAGUGUUUACUUGAAUUUCUCUAAAAUGACAGCUGCUUGUUCUGCCCUGAAAGGGUAACAAACACCUUAGCUUUCUUUCUGGUCACUUGAACUAAAUUUUUAUUUCCCAUUAUAAAAAAUAGACACUUCACACUCCAAAAGCAGCAAAAAGAGGUCAAAUCUCAGCCAAAGGUAAAAUAUAAAUAGGGGGGGGGGGGGGCACGACGACAAGAUUAAGCUAUUAUAUCAAGUCAACAAGCUCAGCCUCAGUGAUUGUAUUAAUUUCCCAUUAAAUCAAAUUUAGUGAUAGAACAGUAUGAACAGACAUAGAACUUAAACUUUGCUAUGCACUGUAAAGUUAACCCCAUUUUCUGUCUGUAACUUCACAUCAACUAGAAAUAAUUCUUAAAAUGAUAGAUAACUAUAUAGACAUAAAUAACUACAAGAAGGUGAAUUCGAAAAGAGGGUAAGUAACAGAUUUUUUAUUUCUGAUGUUUCUAUUUCUUUUUUAAGUGAGGUAUCAUUCUCCUUUUUUUGAUUACUGCUUUAAUAUUAACACAAUAAGACAGUCAGUAACUCCAGGGUUUGAGUGAUAAAGAUGUAGAUUUCCAGUGUUAAAACUUAAAAUGCCUCUGACAACAGAUGCAGCUUCCUGGAAACAUCUGGCUUUAAAACAAGCUUUGAGAUUUGUAGAGUGUCCUUCAGAGAGAAAACCUGCAGAUCCAGUGUAAACAAAGGGCUGUCCAUUAACCUAGAUGUAACUAAACCCUCGACCAUUUAAACAGAACUUGUAACUAUCAUCACUUCUAAAUUUAAUCAGUGGGUGGUAGAAGUCUUGAUUUUUAAAUAAUUUACAUGAGUAAAACCUAAAUACAAAAACAGGUUAAACUAUUUGUAAAACUGUGUUGUCUUAUACACUGAACUACUGGAGUGACAAUUAGGUAUCAAACAUAGACUGUAUAUACUAUGGACAACCUGGUUCCGCCUUCCGCCUGUAUACGGAUUUGAAGCCAAAAAGCUCUCGGUAAUUCAGGGUUUUUCUCCACUUCCUUGAAACCAGAGCUGCGUAGUAGCGAUGCGCGCAUUCGGCCGCGCAGUCGCCGAGAGUCCCUGUGAUGACGCUUGGCUCAAACAGCAUAUCCCCCCGGCUGAGCUACGCAAUCCCUGAACGCCCAUAGGCUGUACCAGGUGUCAAUCAUAGAAAACAUGAACCCCCUAAUAACUUUUAAAAACGGAGCUUCACAGAAAAAAGAGGACUUGGGCACAAACCAGUCUUACAAUAACUACAUGUCAACAUCACAAGCAGGGGGGAGAAAAAUUUAUGUACUGUGUAAUAAAUUUCUAAAGUUUGUCCACAGUCCCAUAAGCUUUGCUGACGGAGGCGGGAUUUAUUACCUGUACUGCAGCCCACCAUCAGAGGGUGCUGUUCUCGGAGUGGCUUCACCCAGCGAGGAGGCAGACUCUGUCCAUUCUUUAUACAGUCUAUGGUAUCAAAGUGUUGUAGCCUCUCGGUUGCGAAGGACAGAAAUCUGUUUAAAGUGAGAUUCUGUUGUCUGCUCACAUGUCAUGACUCGUGUUUGCAGAUAUUUGAAGGGGUCUACAACAAUGCCAGAAUGCUUCAUUUUCUCACUGCAGUUGUGGUGAGUACUAAAACUGAUAAGACUUAAAAACACUGAAGGUUGAUUUUGACUUAGCUGUAGUGAUCAGACUAAUGGACUGAGUUCUCUUUAAUUUUGGUUUUAGGGCUCCACCUGUGAUGUGAGAGUGAAAAACGGGACAGUGUAUGAAGGAAUCUUUAAGACUGUCAGCUCACAGGUAAAGAAAAAAAGCUUACUUUUUUCAACAGUUGUAACAAAGGCUGAACAAGUGCUCAUGGCUGCUUUAAUUUCAAAAUACAAUGCUGAUAUGAUGUUUUCCAGGUUUGACAUUUAUACAGACUAUGGGAAUCCUUAAGGUGUUUUCAUUUGAAGACUUGUUGUCAACUAAAAUGGUCAUUUACUUGUGUCUACACUCCGGUCCUCUACCAGUGUGAGCUGGCUGUGGAUGCUGUUCACAGAAGAAGUGAUGGAGAUGGAGGUGGAGGAGGCGAGGAAGGAGGAGGGGGAGGUGGAGAAGUGAGCCAGUCGUCUCCUCCCAAGUUUGAAGAUAUCACUGACACCAUGAUCUUUAGCCCCUCUGACCUGGUGACUAUGACAUGCCGUGAUGUGGACUUAAGCUUUGCUGUCAGAGGUAAUCAGAGACACGACAAGACGAUUGAGCAUCAUUCACUUUUCUUCAAUUUAUGUUGAAGGUUUUUAGAGUUCUUUGCAUCUCAAGAUCUAAUCCAAUCCAAAUUUAUAUAUAAAGCAAGUUUUAAAACAACAAAAUGCUGACCAAAGUGCUGAAGUGUAAAAACAAUAAAACAAACAGUAAAACACAAACACAGGACCACAGUAAAAACCGGAGGACAAAAAAAACAGGAUUAACCCAUUUAAAACUGGACAGCAUGUUUGCAUUUCAACCUUCCAAGCCAGGAGCGUGGCUGCGCAUUUGUGCUCGGAAAGCCGGGUGCAUGUAGGUAUUUCAAUGCUUCAAUUUGGGAGAAGCGUGUACACAUACAGGGUUUUUCCUGGCUCAAAUUGAGGCAGAGGUGGCACCAUCCUGACCAUGCGCCACGACGUGCAUGUAUUUGUAAAUUCAACCGAUUCACUUUCUUUUACAGGCAACAUACUUUAAGUUAAGAGUUCAAAAAAAGAGUGUGACCAUUAUUAUGUUAAAGCAUUCAUUUAUUAAAACUAUAUACAUACACAAAUCAGCUGGCAACUUUAAAUUGAAAGAACACUUCAUCCACACAUCUCGCAACCAGACAGAACAUUUCAGCCUCCUCUUUUUCAUUCUGUAGAACCUCCUCAUGCACUCCUUGUAGUCCAAGGCCUCCUGGUCUGGUCCAUCAACGGCCACCUUACAACAGACAUCCAAGUGCCUCUCCUUCAGUCUGUUCCACAGAGGUGUCUUCACCUUAAACAAAACAAUUCAUCAUGCAUUAAGUAUUUUUGUUUUUAUUCUGAUACAGACAUGAAGAGUGAUAGUGUUUUCAAUCAUAUAUAUGUAUACGCUGCAGUGUCCUCCCUAAAAAAAAAAACGACAACCAAUUAUUUCUUAAACUAUCUAAACUAUGUUAUUUAUUUUUUGUAACUUUAUUAGUUGAGUUUUUUUAGGUACUACCAUCUUUGAUAUAUUUCUCCUUCUCUUCUGCUGCUUUGUGAAUGGCUGUCACCUCAUGUCUUUUUAAUGUGUCCAGCCUGUAGUUGGUUGAUGGCUGUCUCACUAAGGAGGCAGCAAUUGCCUGCUGUGUUGGGGCACAGUGCUUUUGGCAUAAACAGCAGUGCAUGCCUUCCUCAGUAUGCCUGAGCCAGGUAAAUUGAUUGAGCCACUGCUUGUCAAAGCCACUGGCUCUGUGUUUUUGAGAAGAUCUGGAAAGAGGAAUAAAAACCACGUACACGUCGGCUUUGCUUUGUUAUGCUCCUAAUUGGAAACUAAUUAAUUAAUUACCCUCGCCUCGCCGACUCAUCCUGUCCUGCAUUCUGACCCUCGCGAUCACCAGUCCCUUGUGAAGUACUUUCAGACCUGACACAAAUUUCCACGUUGUCACCAACAUGAAUUAUAGCAUUUUAACUGCCUGUUACGUUUUUUUCUCUGCUGUGUUUCACCUGGACUCUUGACUUUCCUCCUCACGAGGUCGCUUUUUAAAGUACUGGCUGAUUUUGCCUGUCAUAACUGCAACGCUAAAAACGGAGUAAACUUUUUUUUUUUAAAUAAACACGACAUGCUUGGAUGCAAAAAGGAGAAGCAGUAUUUACCUGUUUGUACCAUCCGCCAGGGAAAAUCAGGACGCCGAUAGCACCAACUAGCGGGAAAAAAACUUGAAAAAACAUGAUUCGAUCCGUUUCUUCUUCAGUAGAUGCUUCAGGUCUCUCCGGUGCACUGCUGUGGAUAUAGCGCCUCUAUAGUGGCGCAACGCUGCAACUGCAGUUAAAAUACGUUGCUGCUGCAUCGGGACAUCAAUCGCUCAAUCAACACAGCUGGAGCUUUACGCUGUGUUGAGCGAAAUCAAUCGCUCUGGCCGGGGGCGGCACAAAAUUAGGUGGAGGCGGCCGCCACGCAAUUUUGAACGCAGGAAAAACCCUGCACAUAUCAACCCUCCAAGCCGGUGGCACUGCUGAUUAUUUCUACCCUUCAAGCCGGGUGUGUGGAUAUGUCUUUUCGUAACAUUCUGUAGUUUUUCAAUCAUUUCUGAUAGGCUAAUAAAGCUUAAUCACGUGAUCGGAUACAUCCUCGGAUCUUGCUACGUGCCUUGUGAGUAAAGUAAACAAUGACGGAGGCAGAGAGCAGCUUCAGAGAAAAAGCAUCCAGCGGUGUGAACAACCUCUUCAUAUUGAGGUCUUUGGCUCACACUAUUGGUGUUUUCUGUGAGUGUUGCAUGACUUUGGGUGAGCACAGAGAUGAGCACACUGUCAGCCACAUAUUUAUUUAUUUAAUUAAUAUAUUUUUUUUUGUUUUUAGUGCUGCUUUUGUACUGGCAGUAUACUGGGGUAGCUGCAUACCCCCAUACAACACUUUAUUUUUUAUAUUUACAUUUGAAUUAAAUGGACACUUUAUCAUGACUGCCACUUGUUUUACAGAAAGCAAAUUGUUUUUUAUCAGUGCAGUCUUUACUAUUAUUUAUACAGCCGCUUUAUUUCAUUUGAGUUUGUUUGUUCAAGGUUUUCAAAAAUGUGAUGAAGGGCCAGAAAAUUAAAAGAGAGUUAUCUUGAAAGCCACACGUAUAAGCUCUCAAAUAUUUUUUGAAUUUUGUUUCUAUCUGCUACAGAGGCUGAGAUAUCAGCUUUUUUGUAAACCUCAACUCUUGAGAAAACCUCAGGAGGGGACCCUUCUUAAAACUGCCCUCAGGAUUUCAGAGGCGUGUCUCAGACAGGGUUCAGGUCUGAAUGGGUUAAAAGCCAAAUUCUUAGGCAGAGCCAAAAGUCACAGAGUAAAGGUGUGUUUUCAAGUCUUAUUCAAAAAAGUCGCAGUGAGGGGGACGGUUGGACAUGAGGAGGAAGAGCAUUAAGAGCUUAGGCACAGUCACUGAAUGAGCUCGGUCACCCCUCAACUUCAACCUUGACCUCAGCACAUUCAGAAGACACUGGUCAGAGGAUCUGAGAGUCUGAGAUAAAUGAGGAGUUUUUAAAUGUCAGAGUGAUAAAAAUGAGCAAGCCUGUGUAAAGAUUUAAAAAGUAAUAACAAAAUUUUGAAAAAUUUUGAGAAGAAGGGGAGAGACAUCAGGACUGCCCAAAUUAAAUUAAUAAUGAUAAACAGAAACAAGUGGAGGUAUGUUUUUAUUCGAUUGUGUUGCAUUAGUUGUAAUUACACACUAACCGAUAUUGUGAUAACACUCAUUUAGAGAAUGACAUCAUGAUAAAUACUGCACUAUAACCACAAAAGAGUGCACGCCAGAUCUAGUGAAAAUUUGAAAUAAGCUUUUUGUCAGUUCUGAGAUAGAAGGAACUUUUCUCAGCUUUCCUAAAACUUUCCUUUUCUUUGGUAUGAGUUAUUUACACCAAAUAGCUUUGUCAUGUUGGCACGGCAUCUGUAUGGGAAAGAACGAUAAGAGUCAAAGCGGAUCACAGUAGUAUGGGUGAUUUUAGUGGCAGUAGAACAAAGUUGAAUAUAUUUUUAGUGAUUUGUGUAUUUGUGUUUGUUUGCAUGUUUAUGUACAGACACAUUCACUGACUCAGCUAUCAGCUUGUCAAGGGUGAAUGGGGACCACCGGGAGAAAGUUCUGCAGAGGUGGGAUGGAAAUGGAAACGGUGAAAACUUUGAGUUGGAGUCAGACACAGUGAGGGAACACACACACACACACACACACACACACACACACACACACUCUCUCUCUCUCUCUCUCUCUCUCUCUCUCUCUCUCUCUCUCUCUCUCUCUCUCUCUCUCUCUCACUCACUCACACAGAGACACACACACACACACACACACACACACAAGAACCUUGAAAUUGUCUCUAAAACUCACAAAUAUAGAACCAACAUUUUUGGACCUAUUGCUACUUAAAGAAGAAAGUAAUUUUAUUGUGAUCCCAUCACUCCUGCAGCUUUAACCUAAAAGCCAAGCAACUUCCACACUAUUAUUUUCUCAAUGAUUCUGCCUUUUUUUAAUCUCCCCAGUCUAACGGCUGGGACGCCAAUGAGAUGUUCAAGUUCAACGAGGAGGCUUAUGGUGUCAAGUCAACGUAUGACUCCAGCCUUUCCAUGUAUACGUGAGUAUGUCUGCAGUUUGCUGUGUACAUGUGUCUUCAGCCCAAGAAUUCAGCUCUUCUGUAGCUGUAGAUAUUGCAAGCAGAGGCUAACUGUAAUUUCAGGACCCUUACCAGUACUUCAAACCCCUCAUAGUUGUUACAUUAUAAGUCUCUGCUCAUCUUUGCUUAAAGGCCUGUUGUUGUGCUGCAAAACAAAUCUUAUUUCACUCUGAUCACAAGAUCAUCUCGAGCUAAAUCGCAGAUUGGGUGAAAAUCUAAUAGCUUACAGAUCUUAAAACCCCUGCUCUGAAAAUCUGGUAUUUUGAUUGUCAUAUUUCUGUCCCGUGUCUGCUUUCCCAGCAUGCCUUUAGAGAAGGGGAACUCAGAGGUUUACAGACAGCGAGAAGCUCGGGCAGCUCGGUUAGCCAAUGAGAUUGAAGGCAGCCUGCAGUACCGCCGGCGGGUUUCUUUGGAAAAUGAUGAGGGCAGGAGCGAGGAGGACAAAUACAGCUCUGUGGUCAGAGAGAGGGAAGAGCGGUCCAGCCCAGGAUUCCCUUCUGGCAACAGGUACAAAGUAUUUUCCUACACUUAUUUGGUUUUUUUAAUUUAGUGAAUUUUACCUCUAAGCUAACAUUAUGAACUUUUUACCAGGAAAUUAUUUGAUGCUGAAAUUAUCAUUUACAAUGUUACAAUGUCAUUUAGCAGACGCCUUUUUCCAAAGGGACGUACAUUUGAGAACAACACAAGCAAAUAUCGAGACAAGAGGAAACAAGAUCAGUAAGAGCAAUAUGUGCUUGAAGUGCAAUUGGACACAGUCUGAAAGGCAAUGCAAAACACAGCAACUUAAAAAUAGGCAACUGGACUGUGUAGAGUUGAGAAUUUUUCCAGAGGAAGUCCUUAACAAAGGAUUACAUUUUGCAGUUACCCCUGAACAGAUCCCGGUGGUAGACCUUAUCACAGCCACGGAGUCAGCUAUCUGCAACAACAAUCUGACGGUCACAGAGGCAGAGCAACUUAGGUUGAAGGUAACAGCUGCUCUCUCGAAUGCCAAAACACCUGCUUCCAACCUGAUCAUGCAGGAAAGAAGAGCCUUGGCAUCACUGCAAAAAGAUGAAAACAUCACCAUCCUACCUGCAGAUAAGGGGAGAUGCACUGUUGUACACAACACCAGGGAUUACCAUGACAAGGUAACAAGCCUUCUCAGUGACACUGCCACCUAUGAAACUCUAAAACAGGAUCCCACCAACAGCUACAAAAAGAACGUUAUCAGCGUACUUCAACAGCUGGAAAAGGAUGGAGUUAUCGACCGCCCACUCUAUUACCGGCUAUACCCAGGGGAAGCUGUACCAUGCAUUUACGGAUUACCUAAAAUACACAAGGAAGGGGCCCCCCUUAGACCCAUCAUCAGCAGCAUUAACUCAGUCACAUACAAAGUUGCAAAACAUUCCUCUUGUCGGCCACACCACUCACCACGUCAGAAACUCAGGACUUUGCCGAGAAAAUCAAAGACAUCAGGCUGGACCCAGACGAAACCAUGGUUUCCUAUGAUGUCACAUCACUUUUCACGAGUAUUCAGGACAACACACUGGAAGUCAGAACCAACUUAACCCCCGACCACAUCUGCUCCUUAUUAGACAUCUGCCUCAGCACCACCUGUUUCCAGUUCAGAGAGCGCCAUUACAGACAGAAACAUGGAUGCGCUAUGGGCUCCCCGGUUUCUCCAAUAGUGGCAAACCUGUACAUGGAAGAGGUAUAGAGGAAGGCCCUAACCUCCUUCAAAGGAGCAGCACCUAGCCACUGGUUCAGAAAUGUGGAUGACACCUGGGUUAAGAUCAAAACACAUGAAGUAGAGGCCUUCACUGACCAUAUCAACACAGUGGACAGCAACAUCAAGGUCACCCGUGAAGAUGUCAAAGACGAUGUGUUGGCCUUUUUGGACUGUGCUGUUCACUUGGAGGCAGAUGGAUGUCUCAACGUUGAAGUGUACAGGAAACCCACACACACGGAUCAAUAUCUACUUUUUGAUUCCCACCAUCCUCUGCAGCACAAGCUGCGUGUUAUCAGAACACUCAACCACCGGGCUGAGAACAUUCCCAUGAAGAAAGAAGGUAAGGAAAAGGAACAGAAGCACAUCAAAAAUGCCCUGACAACCUGUGGAUACCCUAAGUGGGCCUUUGUGAAGAACAGAAAGAGAAAUAACACUGAACACGAAAGGGAGGAGAGACGCAAGAGCACUGUAAUUCCUUACGUUGCGGGCCUGUCGAAAAAACUCAAGAGGAUCUUUGGCAAACACCAUAUUCCUGUUCAUUUCAAGCCUGGUAACACACUAAGGCAGAAGCUAGUCCAUCCCAAGGACAAAACACCAAGACAUAAACAGAGUAAUGUGGUGUAUGCCGUCCAGCGAGGAAUGCUUGGACCUGUACAUUGGGGAAACUAAACAACCGCUUCACAAGCGCAUGGCUCAACACAGGAGAGCCACUUCCUCAGGUCAGGACUCAGCUGUCCACCUUCACUUAAAGGACACGGGUCACUCUUUCGAGGACAGCAAUGUACAGGUGUUGGCUAGAGAAGACAGAUGGUUUGAAAGAGGAGUUAAAGAAGCCAUCUUUACCAGACUGGAGAAACCUUCUCUGGACAGAGGGGGUGGACUCAGGCACAACCUCUCUGGCACUUACAAUGCAGUUCUCAGCUUUCUCCCCAGGAAGCUCCACAAACAUUCACACCUGGGACCACAGGACCCAGGUGGCAUGGGUCAUGUGGUCAGGUUAACGACUUGGGGGCUCCUCACACUAGCAAUAAUUAGAACUGAAGAAGCUUCUCAGAUAAGAGGCGAAACGUCUUCUCAACUCUACACAGUCCAGUUGCCUGUUUUUAAGUCUUCAAGAAAAGCUUGGUCUUUAGCUUUCCUUUGGAAGUUGAGAGAGACUCUGCGGAUUGCACCGAGUUAGGUCAUUCCACCAUUUUGAAACAACAGAGAGAGGAGUCAGGAUAGUGAUUUUGGGGCCUGUGCUGGGAGCACUAGGCGUUUCAAGUAGGUUUUUCAGGGAUAACAGCAAAAAGUCCUCGUAUUAAAAUGAUCUUAAGUGUUAUUGCUCCCUAAAUGAUGAAGAUGUUAUUAUAAAUUACAGUGAACUUUUAAAAUGUUUUAGGAGAAAGAUUUAAUGUUCCUCCAGAUUUCGUAGUGUUUCUCUUCUGCUUUGCUCAGCUAAAGGUAUUCCUUUCUUACUGAGAACAGGACUUUAACUAAAUGUCUUCCCAGUGCUCCUCCUAACACUUUUUUUCCUUGAUUUUGAUUUCCAGGGAAGGUAAAUAUAUUCCUCUCCCCCAGCGGGCUCGAGAGAUCAGCCUAUCAGGCAGCGGCGUGAGAAGCGGAGGCUCUGGCCGCACUACUGCGCCAACCUCCUCUAGGCAUCAGCCAUCCAGCUCAUCUUCCCCCAAACCGCCCUCCGAAACAAGCAGCCCGCUGUCUGUCAGAACUGCCUACUCUCCUCACCAAUCGCAGAGCAGCCCUCCGGCAGCCAGCAGCCCACCCUGCACUAAUCAUGUCCUGCCACAUUCGCUGUCUCAUCCUCAGGCGCUGGCUGAGACGACGCGCUUACCUGUAAAUGGAGGUACUUCAUGUAGCGGUUUGACUUUAUAAUAAAUGUCUCAAGAUUAAUAAUUGAUAAUAAUCAUAAAUGAUGACAUAUAUGCACUUGUUGAAAGGGGCACCACCCACCCUUAAUGGUGUGAAAUUAAAGAAAAACAAAAGGUUUAAUUCAGAAAUCAAACAUUAAAGGGGCCAUGGCAUGAAAAACUGACUUUGUUAACGGGAGCGGGGUGCAUAUCAGGGAUAGAAAACCGCUACAAUCCCCCCAAGUUCGAAAAAAUUCCAUCCAGUCGUUUUUUUAGUUAUCUCCGUAUUCAGGAACUGUGUGCUCAGAGCCGGCCGUUCUGAAAACUCCACUGACAUGACGUCAUGUCAGUGCUGGCGGGUUGAUGGUACUGCCCAUGGAGCCGCCCACUUUCCUGCCCAAAAAAUUAUCAAAACAGCCCCAUUAUUCCCGGCCGCUCACUCACAUUGCUCCGGUUAGAACCAUGGCGAAAGUAUGAUCUGAAAAAAGAGGCAGCGUUUGCUCUGUUGUUGGCUGGCCAAAACAAACAAGCACAAAACUCUUUUGAAAACUCCCUCAUCGGAGGAUUUGAGGACUCAAUGGGUGGAUUUUAUUUAUAAUGGGAAUGUGCCCGCGGCACUUCCAAAAUAUCUGAACGUAUGUGCGCACCAUUUCACUUCGGACUGUUUUAUCAACGAGGGGCAGUUCAACGCUGGAUUUGCUAGAUGUCUGAAGAUAAAGAAUGGAUCCGUACCAACUAUCUGUGAUCCUACUACAAACGUGGCGUCUGUAAGUGUGAACGUUUUAUUUUGACUUACUGUUUAGCCUAAAUUCCCCCCGGUGCCUCAGCACGGCCACCACGCUUUGAUAAACACACCGGAUCCGCACCGGUUUACCGGAUCCUCCUGUAUUUUAGCUGCUCACUUCUUCCCCAACAACUCCGCCGGCGGGGGACAAAAUCCCCCUCUGGAGCAGCAUGUAGCUUUAGCAUUUGCCCGUGCGGCGACGCACCUCUUUUGGCUCAAAUACGGGACGUCCCGGCUAAUGCUGGACGGUCGGCCAUCCUAUUAAUUAGCAAAGGCUUCAGAGAAGUUUUAGAGCACCAAAAUCUUACAUUGUAGCAGAGCUCUGGUUGUAAUUUUUUCUACAGUCAUAUCUUCCUCCUUAAGCGUGACCCUCCUGGCGGCUUUGAAUAAUACAUAGGAUGUGUCGACUAGGUCGCUUCAAGUCGCGUUUGGUCUGAACGCGGCUAAGAGUUUCUUCCGGAGCCUCUCCCUCUGGGUCAGACUCUGGCUCAAACUGGUAGGGUUGUACGAGCGAUCUUCUUGCAGCCAUGACCGAGCCAGUGUAAACAUUAGCACAUGGCUAUCUGAGCACAGCCACAGCCCCUUCCAGAGAGAUGGGUGUAAAGUGGACGUGGCUUAGGUGCAGCUCAUUUCAUUAAAGAGCGUGACCCAAAACGGAGGAUUUUGAGCAGAGCUGUUUUUAGCUGAUAAAAAGAGCACUAAAAUAAUUGAUCCAAAUCGAAUUUUGACUGAAGGAUGUCACAGACAUGCUUUUAACACACCAGGGGACUAUUUUAAGUUGUGUGAAAUUGGCAUGCCAUGGGACCUUUAAGUCAACCUUAGAUUAUAUCAAUCUCAUAUCUGAAGCUGCAGUAGUCAUUUGAGGGACUCUACUUCUGGAAAAACACUGACAGACAAGAACUCAGAAAAAUAAUGAUAUGUUUAUUACAGGAUAAAUGAUGGUACAACAUACAUGCAAUAAAUGAUAAUAAGAUAAUGAGGAUAAAUAGUGGUAGAGGAAUUAAAGAUUCUGAGUCAGGCUAGGAUUAUUAAAGUUAAUGACAGUGAGUGAAUAUGCUCAAAUAUAUUAACCUACAUAAACUUUGGUGUAGAGAUAAAUUUGGGUGUGGAUUUGGAUGAAUUAAGGAUUACUCGAAUUAGUGAAUAUUUGAAUCAUGAACGCAUGAGACGGCAUCAGCCUUGUUUGGAGCUCUGGAGGUUUGCAUACUUAAGUGAGACUGGUCCCUGGAGAAGAUGGAGCAGAGGUUCAGUUCAGAACAGGACCCAAGUCAGACGAAGGAUGGGCCAGGAGUCACAGAAUACAGGCCUGAAUGCAAAAACCAGUGCCUUAUGGAUCUUUUGGAUGCUCCUCUAGUCUCACUCAAAACUCUGGCACAGAGGAUGACUUUGGGCCUGCUGGGUGGCGUACAGCGGUGACUUUAAAAUCACGCAGAUAAUUUAAAAAAAGAAGCUCGAUGGCCAGUCAAAACUAUUUUAAAAAUGAUUUUGCAAUAUUAAAUAAAAAUCUGUUAAAGACUUUAAUCUUGGAUUGCUAUAUGCACAAAAAAGAAGUUUCAAAACUUGAACUGAGCAGUGUUUAAGAAAAAUAAAACAACGUGAAUGAACACGUGGCAUAAAACUUACAAGAGGAUGAGGAAAAAGUAAGACUAAGUUGUAAGAGUAAGAGCUAAGAGAAAACAAGCUAAGAGGGAACAAAAGAAAAGGGCUAAGAGAAAACCUGGAAUACAAAAGACUGAGCACCCCAACUUUACCAGUUUUAUCUCCUCCAAACUGGGAGUGUCUCUGGGGAUCUGUGUGUGGGAGAAGAGAGAAAAGGGGUCAUUGGUGCAGCUCUGGGAGAGGAGACUUAAAGGACCCUGAUUAUUUGAUCUAAUUUAUACUUUUGGCUGGUAAAAGAGUCAGAUCUGAUACUCACUCACUAUGAUUAAUAUCACUGAAUGCUUGGUUUCAUGAUAAAUAAUUUGAUACUAAACACAUAUAAAGAAAUGUAGAAUCACAUCAAACAUUUUGAUUAUGUUGUAAGUAUCACAUUGAACAUGCUAAAUGACUGAAGUAAAACAGAUGCUAACCCAUAGAAACUGUGAACAACAAAAGAGUAAACACAUGUAAAUGAACUUCAUCAUGAUGAAUAAUGGAUUCCAAAUACUCAGAUUCAGAUUAUUCAAUGACAUCAUAACCACCUAAUGGUUAAAACACUAAAUAAAUGAUUAAAAUAUAAACCAAACAAUUCUAAACCGUUUCUGUUACUUAGAGUAAAGUUAUGAUUCAUAGUCAAUAAAUUUAACUCUUAAAAGUUUAUGAAACAGUCUGAAAGCUGUUGGUCUAAAGAAACUACAGAAUAAAGGGUUUAUUCUGUCAGAGUGAUUACUUGGCUUCUGGAGCACAUAGAAAAAUGGGAUACAUCUCAUUUUAACACAAAUUUCAUGAUUAGACAGAUUAGUACAUUGCUGAAUGCAUAAAAUGUCAAAUGUCAUUUGGAUUCUUUCUCCAAAGGAAUGCAGUUUUAUCAGUACAUGGUCAAGCAGGGUUUUAUGACAGGUCUGGAGGUCAGUGUCCUGCUCCUCAGACCUUUCAUUGGAUUCCGUGUGUUCACACACUUUAAAACAGUAAAUCUCAAAUAGGAGACCUGGAUUGACGCAUUAAUGUUUAUCUAGAUGGUCAGUGAUGGAGUGUGUUCUCCGAGCCAGAGGUUUAGGUCAACCUCUUGUUGGGUCAGUUGGGUAACCUGAAAGUGCAGACAAGUCUGGAAAGAUUUAUAUGAUCCUGUGUCCUGGGACCAGAUAAGGAACCUUACCUGUGAGGAAUGUGUGAGUUUCACACGCAGGGUUGUCUUGAUGCUACAUUAAGAGCUUAACUGCUGAUACUAGUAUCUGCUGCGACAAGACAUGUUUAUAUCACACAAAGCACUAAGUAAAUUAAAGUGAGAUGAUGAUAACCCCAGUGCUCACAAGGUGAUCCAAAUCUUUCUGAUCAUCUGGAUCAGAAAGCAUAGAAAAAGACCUCUCUGUGUACCUUGUGGAGAUCCUCUUUUUCUAUGUUAUCAAUCUUGAGUAGAAUAGUGCUGGCUCUUUCAGUGUAUGUGGACUCUAACUGCUUGCCUUUUUCCACUCAGUUACUUCUAGAACAUCACCCAAAUCUCAGAGACUGCAGAACUCCAGAACCCUGCGGACUCCAAACUCCCAAUCCUCACCUGCAGGUAGGUCUAACAAAAACACACCGGCACUGCUGAAGAGACAGCAGCUGGAUCAGGACGUAGAAUUUUUUUUUACACAAGCUAAGGAUCCAAUACAUUUUUAUCUAAAUCUUCACUUCUUCCUCAUACUCAUCCAUCAAAUUCUGCCUCUGAUACUCCAUCUAACAUGCCUCUAGUUUCUCGUGCUCCAAUAUCAGAAGCCGCUCCCCAGGACCUCCACCUGGCUGGCCCUGCCUUCUUGGACUCCUCUCUUUCCACUGUAACCACCACUACCACCACCACCAAACCCUCCGGCCCCACCCCACUUUUCCCUGUUGAUGGUGAGACAUUCAGUUUGACGUUUUAGGUCUGAAGUGUCAAUUACAUAAAAUAUAUGAUGUUAUGUAACAUAUGUAAACUAAAAUCAAUAAAAGCAUAUCAAUGAUAGCAUUAGGGAUGAUAAACCUGAGAUAAGGGCAUAAACAAUAACCAGAAAAAGAAAGCUUUUAAAGAUGGUGACAAAGAACAACUCAAACAAGUGCAACAAGAGUUGAAGAGGAAACUGAAGAUGGCAAAGCUGAAGUACAAAAAGAAGAUAGAGAAGAAUCUACAACACAGCAACAUCUGUGAAGUGUGGAGAGGAAUCAGUACCAUCUCUGGACACAGCAAUAUAAGAAAGGACAGCCAGUGGUGGGUGAUCUGGAAAGCGCUGAUGAACUCAACCUGUUCUUCAACAGAUUUGACACUGCUGCCACACCCACUUCAACUGCUACUCUACCCCUUCCUCUCCGCAACAAAUCUCCACUACAACUUCUCCCGUUCCUCCUCCAUCUCGUUCAAAUGUCUCAACCACCUCAACUACCUCCCUCCUAGACCAUCAGUCCUUGUCUGUCACUGAAACAGGGGAGGAUGGAGCUUGGAAGACUUUGUGCUGGGAAUGCAACUGGUCCAGAUAGUGUGUGUUCAAGGCUGCUUAGAGACUGUGCUGCAGAACUGUGUCAUCCUCUCCACAGGAUCUUCAACCUGAGUCUACAGCUGGGGCAGGUACCUACUCUGUGGAAAACAUCCUGCAUUGUGCCAGUGCCAAAAACAAAUGUCCUGCUGAACUCAAUGACUACAGAACAGUGGCCCUCAAUUCACAUCACGAAAACCCUUGAGUGGCUGAUUCUAUGCCUUCUGAGGUCUGAGGUCCAAAACAAACUGGAUUCCUUGCAGUUUGCAUACAAAGAACACAUUGGAGUGGAUGAGGAAUCGAUGAUGCUGUCCUCUACAUGCUUCACUGUGCCCUGUCUCAUCUGGAGGAGCCUGGGGUUUAUGUGAGGAUCAUGUUUUUCGACUUUUCAAGUGCAUUCAACUAGCCUGGCUGGGCCAUCCUGUUGCAUGAAUCACUUGCCGUUCCUUUCCACAACAGUCUGGAUUUCGGCCCAUUGGGAGCGUGUAUUAGCGAUCAGAAAAUAAUCGGGCCAAUCAGUGACGGUGUUUCCACUGUUCCCCAGACAACAGGGAAAGGCAGCCCCUGAUUGGUCCAUGUGGAGACAGUGACGUCUAACACAUGCUGCGGGACUUUUCAAAGCCCCAUUCAUUUAGAACGCCGUUAAUUCUGCAGUUGACUUUGCAAAGUCGGCAGAAAUCGUUUAGAUCUGCAGAAGACGUCGGAUAUAAACGAUUUCUGCCGACUUUGCAAAGUCAACUGCAGAAUUAAUGGCGUUCUGAAUAAACGGCGCUUUGAAAAGUCCCGCAGCAUGUGUUAGACGUCACCAUCUACACAUGGACCAAUCAGGGGCUGCCUUUCCCUGUUGUCCGGGGAACAGUGGAAACACAGUCACUAAUUGGCCUGGUUAUUUUCUGAUCGCUAAUACACGCUCCCAAUGGGCUGAAGUCCAGACUGUUGUGGGAAAGAAUGGCAAAUGAUUCACGCAACAGGAUGGCCCAGCCAGGCUAGUAUUCAACACCAUCCAACCCACCAUCCUCAAAGACGAGCUCACAGAGAUGGGAGUGGAUCCUUCCUGUGUUUCCUGAAUCACAGAUUACCUGACAGGAAGGCCACAGUUUGUCAGGCUGGGGAACUGCUCAUUAAUGUGUGACAUUAAUGAGCAGUACAGGGACUCCACAAGGGACAGUGCUGGCGCCAUUCCUGUUUACACUGUAUACGUCAGACUUCAAAUACAGCACUGAGUCCUGCCACAUCCAGAUAUACUCAGAUGACACUGCUGUUGUGGCACGUAUCAGAAAUGAACAAGAAGCUGAAUACAGAGAUCUAAUAAGAGCCUUCAGUGACUGGAGUCACAAAAACUGCCUCCUCCUCAACACCUCAAAGACAAAGAAGAUGGUCAUAGACUUCUGUAGAUCCAAACCAACUCUUCAGUCAGUGAACACCUGUGGAGUGCACAUCACAGUGGUGACAUCAUAUAAAUGCCUAGGUAUACAUCUGGAUAAUAAAUUGGAGUCGUCUAAGAUUAUAGACUUCAUCUACAGAAAGGGGCAGAGCUGCCUCUUUUGCCUGAGAAGAGUCCGAUCAAUAGACAUCUGUAGUAAGAUGCUGCCGAUGUUUAUCAGUCUGUGAUGUCUACAGUGUUCUGUUCGACGCUGAAGUCUGCUGGGAAGGAAGUAUCAAAUACAAAGAUGCAAGACAUCUGAACAAACUGGUGAGAAAGGCUGGCUCUGUGGUAGGACUCAAGCUGGACUCAGUGGUGGAGGAUGUGGUGGAGAGAUCUGCACUGAGGAAGGUGAAGUCUAUGACCAAAGGGCCAAUGGUGGUGGACGGCUCCGCUCUCUUCGCUGCAGGACAGAAAGACUCAGAAGAUCUUUUGUACCAACAGCCAUCAGACAAUGUAACUCUUGAGUAAAUAGUAGAUAACAUUUAGAGACACAUUAUGUGAGACAACAGACAAUUGAAUUGACAAUCUAUGAAUCCCGAAUGACCACCAGAGGCGGUGCUUUAAGCACUGAAUGAUUCCCUUCGCGCAUGCGCAGUUCGAGCAUUUGUACCAAAAUAGUCACGCGUGACCCCGGGUUGAACCGGCAGAGGUUAUUUAUUCCGCCGGUCACCGAGGGUUCAGUCCCUACAGAACUUUCUCGCGAGAACACGAGGGUUCUGAGUGACGGAGUGCUCUGGUGGUCAUUCGGGAUUCAUAGAACCUUAGUUACAUACGUAACUUUAGUUCUAUUUCAUCCCUUCUGACCGCCAGAGGCGGUGCUUUAAGCACUGAAUGACUUAUACCAGCAAAGUCACGAGGAACCCCAAUUACAAACCUCAGAGGGCGGAAUCGGAGGACUCUGGAAGGAGAACCACACCCAAUGGGUGGGGAGUGGCCACGUUCACCCUAUAGAAUCUUGAGAACGUACCUGAUGACGCCCACGAGGCAGCGGAGCAGAUCUCCUCGAGGGGAACUCCCCUAAGGGCAGCCCAUGAAGUGGAGACACUCCUCGUUGAGUGGCACCGUAUCCUGGAUGGCGUGGGAUGGUUACUAGCCUGAUAGGCGUGGCUGAUCGUGUCUACGACCCAGUGGGACAGGCGCUGCUUUGAAAGAGCGCUGCCUUUAUUUGGGCCACCAUAACACACGAAUAGCUGAUCCGACCGGCGAAUACGUGCAGUGGCUCCGAUAUAGGCCCUGAGGGCCCGCACCGGGCACAACAGCUCCAGCUUGUCUGUCCUCUCUCCCGGUGGAGGGCUAAACUGGGCCAGCCUAAUAGGCUGGUUCAGGUGUGCCGUCGACAGUACCUUUGGUAUGAAGGCCGUGUUGGGCCAUAGAGUGACACCUGAUCCGUCUGGGUUCCACCUCAGACACGAAUCGCUCACUGACAGGGCAUGCAACUCACCGACGCGCUUUGCCAAGGUGAUGGCUAUAAGAAAGGCUGUCUUGCAGGACAACCACUUCAAUUCUGUGCGUGACAAGGGUUCAAAAGGAGCCUUGCAUAGGGAGUCCAGUACGAGAUUGAGGUCCCAUGCUGGUGCUCUUGGGGCUCUCGGAGGAUUUAAUCUCUGAGCCCCCCUGAGAAAGAGCGACACCAGACGGUGGCUCCCCACUGUGCAGUUAUUGACCCCAGUGUGCUGGGAGGAUAUUGCUGCCACGUACACUCUUAACGUCGAAGGGGUCCAGCCCUUAUCGAGGAGACCUUGCAGGAACUCCAGGAUUGCGGGCACCGGGCAGUGAACUGGGUCCCUGCCCUGGUCCCUACACCAGUUAGAGAACAGCUGCCACCUGUUCUCGUACUGCAGCCUGGUGGAUGGUGCCCUCGCGUUUAAGAUGGUAUGUUGAACCGUCUCUACACAGCCGCUCAGCAGCGGCCCCCAACAGCCAAACGCACAGCUGGAGGUGUUGUGGGUCUGGAUGCCAUAACCGCCCCCCUAGCUGCGAGAGCAGGUCCGUCCUGGCAGGGAGGCGCCAUGGCAUCCCGUGACAGUGUUGGUGGAGGAGGGGGAACCAUAUUCGCCCUGGCCAGAAAGGGGCCACCAGGAGAACGGUGUGGCCCUCUGGAGCUACUCUCUGAAGGACCUGGUGAAUUAGAGGGAGAGGUGGGAAAGCGUAGAGAAGUGCCCUCGGCCAGGGGUGGGAGAACGCAUCUUGGCCCAGAGGGCUGGUUGUCUCCGCUAAGGAGAACCAGAGCAGGCAGUGGGUUGACGCCUCUGAGGCGAAAAGAUCGACCCCUGCCCUGCCGAAGCGGCUCCAUAUGGUGUGCACCACGUCUGGGUGAAGGCGCCAUUCUCCUGAUGGAGGCUUCUGGCGGGAGAGAAGGUCUGCCACCUGGUUCUGCUCUCCUGGUAUAUGCAUGGCCCACAGGCUCAUCAGGCGAGGGGCUGCCCACGUCAGGAGGUCCCUUGACGCCUGUAGCAGCCGUGCAGAUUUUGUACCGCCCUGAUGGUUUAUGUGAUAAACGGUCGAAGUAUUGUCCAACCGAACAAGAACAUGUUUGCCUGCCAAGUAAGGCAGAAAGUGCCUUAGGGCCAAGUGCACCGCUUUUAAGUCCAGCACAUUGAUGUGGUUGCUGUGGUCUGCCACAGACCACUGUCCCCGAACUGUCCUGCCCUGCCACACUGCGCCCCAGCCCAAGGGGCAGGCGUCCGUGGCAACGGUCUCCCUGCGGGAUGGGACGGCCCCCAUAGGGACACCCCUUACAAUGUAGGCCCUGUCCCUCCAUGUGGCUAGGGCAAGGAGGCACUGCUGUGACACGACAAUCUUCCAGUGCCUGUGUCGCUCUGGGUCUAGGUGGAAACUGUCAGCGUGCCCAAGAGGCGGAGGAAGGUGAGGAGGGGCAGUCACCUGCCUCUCUUGAAGGCUGGCAACAGCCUUAAGAUGCUGUCCACCCGACUGGUGGACGGACGUGCCACCAUCGUUCUGGUGUCUAGGGCCAGACCGAUAAAGGUUACGCUCUGGGACGGUACCAGGCAGCUUUUCUCUGCAUUUACCUUGAGUCCAAGGCUGGCCACAUGGGACAGGAGGUGUGAUGUCUCCCUGGCUGCCUGCGCCUGGGACGGGGCGCAGAUCAGCCAAUCGUCCAGAUAUGGCAGCAUCUUGGUGCCCUGGGACUGCAGAGGUUGGAGUGCAGCUGCCACUACCCUGCUGAACACUCCCGGGGAGAGGGAGAGCCCGAAUGGGAGCACACGGAAUUGCCAGUGGCGGCCUCUGUAGGCAAAUAGCAGGAACCGGUGGUAUUGCCUCGCAAUGGGAACAUGAAAGUAGGCGUCUUUCAGGUCGACAGAUGUGAACCACUCGUUGCGGACAAUGGACUGUAGCACACCCGCUGUAGUCAGCAUAUGAAAAGGCAAGGUCUUUAAGUACCUGUUCAGUCCCCUCAAGUCCAGGAUGGGCCGGAAUCCGCCAGUCUUUUUGGUGACGAGGAAGUAUGUAGAGUAGAACCCCCUGGGAUGCAGCAGCGGGUCCACUGCCUCAAUGGUACCCUUGGCCAGGAGGGUGGAUAGCUCCUGGUCGAGAGCGAGGGCUUUUGCCGGGUCGGCAAUGAUGGUAAUCCUGACCCGGCUGGCUGUGGGGGGCAGGCGUCGGAACUGCAACUUGUACCCGUGGGUUAAGGUGGUAAGAACCCACAGGUCUGAAGCUUGAGCAGCCCAGCGUCUGAGCUGCUGCUGUGUAAAGUAUCCGACGGCCGGCCCCCCGGGCAGUGUCUGCCCCCCCGGCCCCUAGGGGCCCUGGAAGCGGGGUGUCCACCAGGGUCCGGGGCUCGAAACUGCCUAGAAGGCAGGCGGCCGGAGUCCCGAGAGUCCCGGGUCUGCCUCUGCGUAGGCCGCUGAGGACACUGACCCCUACUCUGAGCUACUGGCAGCCGGACUCCAGAGGCAGCUGGGGGGCCCCUGCCCCUGCCAGAGGGAGGCCUGCUGGGGGGUGGCAUGCGGCGCAAACUCAGCAACUGCUGCCUGGUCUGCCCAGCCUGGAUCGUCUGCUCCAGCGCCUCUUGAGCCCUUGGGCCAAAAACCGCUCCUGGCUCGACAGGUUUUCCUGGACGCCUCAGUCAAGCCCGACUGGGAGAGCCAGACCUGGCGCUGAGCCUGUACCAGGUAGGACAUUGUCCUUCCAAGUUCUCGCGGAAUAAGGCCGAAUGCCUCUAGUGCCGCAUCACAGAAGGUGCCAGGUUCCUCGUUAGUGUAGCCCUCCUCCAGAGACGCUGACAGGGCAAGCAGGAGGUGUGACAGGGAGUUCCCGAUCCUAGCAGCACGUGCUGCCGCAUCGUAGCCCCUGAUGAGCAGGUUGUCUGUCAGCCUGCACUGUGGACGGGGACACCUAGUAUCCCGUCGCAGAGCCUCGUUGGGGGAGACAAUAAGGGACGCGAUGCUGGGCUCGAUGGCCGGCAUGUGAUCUAGGCCGACCCCUGCAGUGUCGUGCAUUGCCGCCAGGGUACGACCAUCUGCCGAGAGGCGGGAGCAAGCCUUGGAGUCUCUCCAGCAGGCGUGCAGCUGCAGUUCAUGCAGAGGUCCCCCUCAAGUGCCUCCCUGAGGUGUUCGGGUCCAAGGCAGGCUGGGCAGAGGUCAUGUCCGUCGUCUGGCUGGAGGGAGCGCGAACGCUACCUGCGCCAGCGGAGGCUAGCUUUAGCUGGAUUGAAGGUUGCUUAUACUGGGGGGAGGGAGCGCCUAUACGCUGCCUAUACCAGUACGGAGUUGCAAUUAAGCUGACAGUAAUAAAGUCAACCAAAUAAAUAACCAAAUAAGCAAAUAAAUAAGUAAAUAAAUAAGGCUAUUCAGCAAACAGAAGAGCACUUAAAGUGACCAGGACGCUAACACGACUGGCUUUAAUGGUCAAUGCCAACAAAAUAAUGCUAUUCAGCAAAAGAGCACUCAAAGUGACCAGGGCGCUAACGCAACUGGUUAUAAUGGUCAGUGCCAGAAAAAAAAAAUAAUGCUAUCCAACACAAGAGCACUUAAAGUGACCAGGGCGCUAACGCAACUGGUUAUAAUAAUGACACCAAACAAAUACGAAGCUAUUCAAAAGGGCACUUCUGGUGCCCAGCGCUAGUGGACCAAUAGUCACUGAAAAAACAAAAGACAGCUAUACAACACAAUGGUGAUUUAGUACAGCAAAGGAGAGUGGGGCAGCGUUCUAACCGCUUACACCACUGAGGCCAACUACAACAACGAUAGCGUCGGCUGCGGCCGGAUGGCAACACCACGUACCGGCUUUCUUCUUUUAGAACUAGCUUUGGCCUUGGUUUUUUCUUUUAACAAAAAGAACGAAACGAGCAGAGUUUUAGCUACAGCAAGUAACUGAAGCGUUAUGCUUACAUUCACAGUACUCAACCAUAUGCAGGGGGGAAACGGUGCGUACACGGCCUCUACCAGCAUAGGUUGUGACUUGUAAAACAAUGCAAGUCUGCUAAACAAGCUUAAUGCAACAGCAACCUACCUUGUUCGGAGGAGAGGGGGACGACGACCCUUCCUUACCGGGCGAACGCCACAGCAUUCGACGAAGUUAGUGAAGCUCCGCUCAGUCGGAGAUAAACAGCAGAAAUAAGGAAACAACUCAAAGGAAGUCACAGUCCCUGGAGGGCGAUUUUCACUUCCCUGACCUACGGCCACGGGACUACCAGCGACUUCACACACGGAUUAAAGGUAGGUUUUUUUAGAAAAAUGCCUCUCAUCGCAAGUUUGUGACCUGCGCGCGAGAAAGAAAAAGGGACUGAACCCUCGGUGACCGGCGGAAUAAAUAACCUCUGCCGGUUCAUCCCGGGGUCACGCGUGACUAUUUUGGUACAAAUGCUCGAACUGCGCAUGCGCGAAGGGAAUCAUUCAGUGCUUAAAGCACCGCCUCUGGCGGUCAGAAGGGAUGAAAUAGAACCUCGAAAUUAGAGCAACCAGAAUGAAGUCUUAUGCACUUUUCCAACCAAGAUAAUGUUGAAUUAUUUCAGUUGAAAUAUUUUCCCACAACGCUCAUUAGUUUCACAUUUCAGUGCUGUCUUGGUAUGCUGGUGUUCUCUUAUGUCUCUGUCCUCAACAGUGAAUGAAAUCCUCAGCACAGCAGCCAAAGAACGAACUGAAAGUCUUGCCAGCUCACAGGAGGGCAAGAGCAAUAAAGGUAACAGGCUUUAGGAGGUUUACAUUAAUCCAUGUGGUACUGGAUGUGAAUGAAUACUGGAUUCAGGAGGAUUUCAUUCAUACACAGCAGUGAUUAUGCCAACCUUUAAAAUGCCUAAUUCCCUAUAAUCUUCCUCUCUCUUUUUUCUUAGCUCCAUCAUUCCAGCAGAGAUCUCAGCUGGAUGAGCUGCGCAAGUUUGGCAAAGAGUUUAGGGUAAGGAAAAUGUUGAGCUGAGAGACAGGAACCUCAUCAACAUGAAAAAAAUAUUGCAUAAGGGUCGUAAAUAACUCAAAAAAAUGCCAUAAAAGGUUCACAGAGGCGUCAUGAUGCUAUUUUUUUAGUUCCCAACAAAUAAGGCUCCCAACCUUAUUUGUUCCCAACAAAUAAAGUUUGAAUUACAUUCAAAGGUUUGAUUGUGAGAUUUAAAUGAAGUUGUUCCUAGAAAUUUGAACUCAUGUUUGUAAAGGUUACAUGUUGUCACUGUCUUCCUGUCUGUCUCUCAGCUGCAGCCCAGCUCCUCUCCUUCAGCGAGCCCAGCCUCUACAGAUCCCCCUCAGCACAGUUCCUCAUCACUCACUGAUGCCUCCUCGUCCUCCACACCUGCGACACCUAAACCUCUCAACCCCCUUACCUUUUCUGCUCAAGAUCUGCAGCAGACAACUAGUGCAGCUCCUCCCACCAGCACCACCUCCACAGCUCCUGUCAGCCUACAGUCAUCGGGGCCAAAUGCUCUAGACUCGGGAAUGACACAGUUAGCUCUGGCCCCAAACAGAGAGGAGGCGGCCUCUCCAGAGUGCAGUGAGCAGUCAGAGGCCGGGUCUGCAGCUGCAGCGUAAGUGAAUAUGGAAGAAGCAUGCACAGUGUCAGCGACCCCCUUCUAGGAUCUUGCAUUGGUGGUCAGAUGAAAAGAUGUUUUGUUGUGUAAAGAGGAACAAUCAGUGAAUAUUAGUUAAGUUUCUUGCAGACACUGUCAAAUACAGACCUUUGAAUUGUCUUUCAUUCCCUAUGUUUGAUGAGGAUCAUAGUUUUUAUCUGCUCUCAUUAGGCCUUCAAAUGUCCCUGUUUUUUUCAGGCAAGUGAAAAACUCCACAUUGAAUCCAAAUGCAAAAGAAUUUCUACCCAUUAAAGGAAACUCCACCCUGGUAGGUUUUGAAAAUGGUCACACUUCAUAAUGUUUUAUUGGGGUGAAGAAACCGUCUCUUUGAAUUUCCGUUUGAUUGCUUAAAUCCUGACAGUAUCUGUUUCUCUGUGCUGUGACAGAAGCCGGCAUUGACUCCCACCCCUCCUCGACCAACUCCCCCCAGCCCCUCCUUGGUUCUCCCUUCACCAGGACAGCCAGGAGGUGGUGCCAUCUACAGUAGCCCCCAUGGACACUACCUGUCUUACGUCUCCCCCCUCCACAUUCAAGGACAUUCUAUCCAGGUCUGAUUCCGUCCCUAGUCUAUCUGUGUAGAUUCUUCUCUGCUGUAAUCUUCACAUUUCCUUGUGUUCGCCUUAGAGUCCUCAGAUGUAUCAGUACACCAUGUCCACUGUCAACCAGGGCAAAUACCCCAGACCAAAAGGUUUGUUUGAUUUACUUUUACAAUGAUCUUAUGAUGUUUUUCUCUGUGUUCUUUGUACAUUUCAAAGAGGAGCUGCUGAUUAUAAAUGAAAUUGAAACCCACCCAACAACAAGUUUUUCACUUUGAAGCCACAACAUAAAGGCAUCCAUACAUUGUCAAACUUGCAUUAGAGUAAAAUGGUGUAUAUUGCACAUUAAAUAAUGAAUAUUCUAUAAAGUACAUUGCAUAGUAAAAUAAUGUCCUGCACAACAAGCUGUAGAGCACAGGUGUCAAACUCAAGGCCCAGUACAGGGGCCAAAUCUGGCCCACAAGAUCAUAUCAUAUUUGUAUUAUUAUUGGCCCACCAGUGUGAAGUCUGCAGAUUUCCUACAGUAUAAUAAUGUAAACUUUAGCACCAUUAUUUAAAUGUUCUUAAUAAGCCACGAAAAUCUGGGAAAUUAAAGAGUAAGGAAGAUUUGAUAAAUAGUCAAAAUGUGGGGGGAAAAACAUUUGGUGUUUUAUUUCAUGUUUUCAAUUUUGCAUUUUUUUAAGAGUCAAACAUGAUUGGGUUUUUUAUUUCAUUCUUUUUAUACUUUAGAUUCCAAUUUUAAAUUUUAAGUCAUAUUUUGAGCUUUUAAACCUGAUUUCAAUGUUCUCCUCAUGUAUUUGCUCUUUAAGAGCAUUAUUGUUCUAUUUUUAAAAUCAUGCUCUGAUCUGUUAAACUAAUAAAUAAAAAUAGAAUAAAAAAAAUGAAAAUAAAAUAAAUUUUUGUAUCUCAGAUUGCCUUUAAACUUAUCUUUUUAUCUUUUUUUGAAUUUCCAAAUGAUUUAUUUUCAUAGCUGUUUUUGUUACAUAUUUUUUUUAAAGGAGGUUGACAGUUUUGGUGAAAUGUUGACCCUGUUUGGCCCUCAGGUUAGACCUAAAUCCAGAUUAUGGCCCUUGCUGUGGUUGAGUUUGACACCCCUGCUGUAGCGGGAUCGAAAAGGGGGGAAAUGCAUUGGGCAGUGUGCUGGUUGAUGGUGGGGUGAAGGGGGUGGUGCAGAGUAUACAGUUCACAUGAUCCAUUCAUCCCAGAAUGAACAAAGAAUAUAAACUCUCUUUUAUUGUUGUAGGUCCUGUGGUGGGACAACGUCCAGAGCAUCAUGCAUCCCAAACCUCCUCCAUGAUCUCAGCUGCAGCCUCAGCUGCAGGACCUCCGCUGGUGGCCUCGCCUUAUCCCCAGUCUUACCUGCAGUACGGUCAGGUGAUCCAGGCCAUGCCUCCACACUACCAUGGACAGGUACCAAGGAAGCAAAGCAAUAGUCCUUCAGAGCCCUUGUGACCUUGAGCCACUAAGUUUCAGCAUCAUGUGUCACAGUGUGAUAUGAGACCAUGAUUUUCUAAAAUUAGGUUUUACAUACAUACGUGACCUUUUUCGGUGUUGAACUGAGAAGAAUAAAAUGUUUUAGACCUUAAGCUGUUCAUAAUAAUAAAAUAUGUUCCAGGCAGUUAUCAAAGCAGGUUAACCCUAACCAAUGUCCAACUCUGGACUUUGUUUUUUUUAUUACACACACACAUAUAUAUAUAUAUAUAUACACUGUGUGCACAAUUAUUAGGCAAGUGAGUAUUUUGAUCAUAUCAUUUUUAUGCAUAUUUUCCAACUCCAAGCUAUAUAAACUUGAAUGUUUAUUGGAUAUAAGCAUAUCAGGUAAUGUGUAUUAGUGUAAUGAGGGAGGCUGGGGCCUAAGGAGAUCAAAACCCUAUAUCAAGGUGUGCAUAAUUAUUAGGCAGCUUCUUUUCCUCAGGUAAAAUGGGCCAAAAAAGAGAUUUAAAUGACUCUGAAAAGUCAAAAAUUGUAAAAAGUCUUUCAGAGGGAUGCAGCACUCUUGAAAUUGCUUAGAUAUUUGGGUGUGAUCACAGAACCAGCAAACAUUUUGAUGCAAAUAGUCAACAGGGUCGCAAGAAAUGUGUUAAGAAAAAAAGACGCAAAUUAACUGCCAAAGAUUUGAGAAGACUCAAACGUAAAGCUACCAGGAACCGCUUAUCCUCCGGUGCUGUCAUAUUCCAGAACUGCAACCUACCUGGAGAGCCCAGAAGUACAAGAUGAUCAGUGCUCAGAGACAUGGCCAAAGUCAGGAAGGCUGAAACCCAACCACCACUGAACAAGACACAAGUUGAAACGUCAAGACUGGGCCAAGAAAUAUCUGAAGAGAGAUUUUUCAAAGGUUUUAUGGACUGAUGGGAUGAGAGUGACUCUUGACAGACCAGAUGGAUGGACCCGUGGCUGGAUCAGUAAUGGGCACAGAGCUCCACUUCGAAUCAGACACCAGCAAGGUGGAGGCGGGGUACUGGUAUGGGCUGGUAUUAUUAAAGAUGAGCUAGCUGGACCUUUUUGAGUUGAAGAUGGACUUAAAAUCAACUCCCAAACCUAGUGCCAGUUUUUAGAAGACACUUUCUUCAAGCAGUGGUACAGGCAAAAGUCUGCAUCUUUCAAGAAAACCAUGAUUUUAAUGCAGGACAAUGCUCCAUUGCAACAAAGUACUCCACUAUGUGGCUUGCCAGUAAAGGCCUUAAAAACGAAAGAAUGAUGACAUGGCCUCCUUCUUUACCUGACCUAAACCCUGUUGAGAACUUGUGGGCCCUUCUUAUACGGGAAAUUUACAGUGAAGGAAGACAGUACACCUCUCUGAACAGUGUCUGGGAGGCUUUGGUUGCUGCAACACAAAAAGUUGAUCGUCAACAGAUCAAGAAACUGAAAGACUCCAUGAAUGGAAGACUUAUGACUGUUAUUGAAAAGAAGGGUAGUUACAUUGGUCACUGAUUUUUUUUUUUAAAUUUCAACAAAUUUUAUUUGUAAAUUGAGUUGUUUUUUUAUCAUUCUCACUUGAACAAGUGAAAAUAAACAAGUGAGAUGGAAAAUUUUUCAUUUUUAAUUUAGUUGCAUAAUAAUUCUGCACACUAAUAGCUGCCCCCAAUAAUUGUGCACACAUAGAUAUUCUCCUAAGGAAGCCAAAAUCUCACUUUUACUCCCUUAAAUAUUAAGGUUUGAGGUUUAUUAACAUUUUGGAUUGACCGAGAGCAUUGUAGUUGUUCAAAAAUAAAAUGUAUCCUCAAAAAUACAACUUGCCUAAUAAUUGUGCACACAGUGUGUAUAUAUAUAUAUAUACACAUACACACACGUAUAUAUAUAUAUAUAUAUAUAUAUAUAUGUAUAUACAGAUGAGGCCAAAAUUAUUAGCCCCCCUCUGAAAUUUUCAGUUUUUCUCCAAAAUUUCUGAAGUGCUGUUAAACAGAUUAAUGAUUUUUUUACACAGCUUUUCCAAACAUCCUAGUUUUAUUUUGGAUCCUUACAUUAUUUUACUUUUCACACAGAAACAAAAUUAUUUCACAAAAACCAAAAACUGCCAGGUUUAAAAAUAUUAGCCCCCCUGAGGCUGAUAGUCAAUAGGAGGUUUUCAGUCACAUGAUCCUGACUUCACGCAAGGACCAAAUGGAGGGCAGGAAGCGACCGACUGCAAUGGAGGAGAUGCACCAGUUUAGAUGCGUGCCGGUAUUUAGUCUUAGAUGGAGUUUACCACCCGCUUUGGGCUGCAUUCCCAAACAACCAAAAGACCAGACCCUGGCGCGACGGGGGCCGCUACCGGCCUCACACCGUCCACGGGAUGCGGCGCUGGGCUCUUCCCUCUUCGCUACUGAGAGAAUCCUGGUUAGUUUCUUUUCCUCCGCUUUGUAAUAUGCUUGAGGACUGGAUUUGAGAACCACUGCCGUAGGCGGCGAUUAAAAAGCCAUUUUUUCCGGCUUUUUUCAGUCAGCUUCUUACAUCUUUCCCCUUUGUGUAACACUAUUUUGGGCACACGAUAAAAGCUUUUGUUUUUUUCCCUGUUCGAUUGAUUCGAGCAGCCGUAAACGGAGCAAAACAUCAGCAUGUUGCUGGACUCUAUAGCAGCAACUCACUUCCUGCCCUCCAUCUGUAUUGCGCGCAUGCCGCAUAACACGGAAGUGACUUCAAGUGAAAACCUCCUAUUGUGGGUCCUUUUUGCUGGAUAACAGCAAGCAGUAGGUUGCUGUAGUUUGUAACAAGGCUCUGGCACAUCUCCUGAGAAAUCCCAGCCCAUUCCUCUUUUUGCAAAUCUUUCAAGCUCCUCCAGAUUUUAAGGUCUACUAGCAUGGACCCUGGUCUUGAGUGCAGCCCACAAACUUUCAAUGGGCUUUAAGUCAGGGCUUUGUGCAGGCCAGUCAAUAACGUUCACUUGGGUUUCCUGGAGGCAGCUCCUCACCAGGGGCCUCAUGUAUCAACGCUGGCGGCGCCAGAAAACCUUGCGUCCGCCAAGAUGGGCGCACACGUCCAGAUUUAUCAUCGCGACACGAGCGUCAAUUCCAGCGCUAAUCAACGCAAAGUGAGGAGGUGGUGUAGAAGUUGGCGUUGAGCCGAUACUUGCGUUGACGGCACUUUGGCGACGCUGUGUGGCGGUGUUUGGUGACUCACUAUGUGACAAGCGUGCACCACAUCCCCGUGGCCGAGCAGCACGUCGCCCCACAUGACAAACCAGCAGCAGACGGAGGGAUGCGAGCUGAUCCCUGCCGGGCCGCCGUCCUCGCGCGGGAGAAUCUCAUCGCCACAGUGUGAAUGGGUAAGAAGUGAAUACACGGUUCAAUGAGCCAAAUUAAUUUAUUUUCGCCACCCGACGCUCGAGGACAUUUAUGAGCCGGUCCAGCCGCUCGUUGAUCCCUGCGAUCCCCCUGAUGAUUUCUUCCUGCGAUUGCAGGACCGCCUCCGUGAGGACCCUUCCACUGCGUCCGGAUGGUCCAGCGGAAGCGCCGCGGCUGGUGGACGCUCCAACGCACUGGUGCUGAUUCUGGUGCUGGGGCCGGGGGCCGGGGGCCGGGGUGGCCCGAAUGCCGCUGGUCCUGGCCGAUGACUCCGAGCCGGCGGACGGGCUGCCGCGGGCCGGGGUUCCGCAAGCCGGCGACACGGCCGACACAUUGAUUUCUGUGACACAAUAAAAAUAUUGGUUCAUUUCAGUUCCUGCUUCUGUGUAUCUGUUGCGUUUACAUCUCUCUCCACGGUAUCAUAGGUAAUGUAAUCCAGUAUUUAGAGGUCAGUUAUGCACAUUACAGUUGUUUAUUGCAUAAAAAGUUAUAGAAAAAUGAAGUUAAGGGCGAAGUAUAAAUCACGUCUAAAAAUAGACUGAAUCCCCACGUUGAAAUGAAGUAUAAACUUUGACUAGAUGUCUAAUAUACGUCUUUUGCUCAGUGGGAUGGCAAAGCAUGUGGACAUUUGUGUGACACGCCACUUACCCUAUAAUAAUAAUCGCCACCACCCGCUGCUCAAACGGCGUGAGGGUCUCCUCCCCCGGAACCCCACCUGUCUGGCCGGUACUCCUCCAGAGGGCAGCUGUACGCCGCUUUACCUCCACCUUGAGGUCCGACCACUUUUUUUUAAUCUCUGCGGGGGUGCGUGUCUCGGAACCCACCGCGUUCACCCUCUCGCAAACUUUCUCACACUCCAAGCUUUUCGUUUUGCACUGAUGCCACUGGACAGGCUGCCAAACAAAACACACUGUCACUCCUCCACCUCCGCCACCAGCACCUCCACCUCGCACGCCGUAAAUUUAGUUUUUCUUGUCAUUUUGUCUGCGUGUGAGGACAGGGAGACCCUAUUUAAAUAAAUCUGCAUAUGCAUAGGAGGGCGGGCCCGGUCACUCCGACAUCUGCGCUCAAUUCCAAGCUGAUUGGGAUUUAUCAAGGAAACACACGUGGCUUUCGGCGCCCGCACACCUUGAUACAUACCGAUUUUUUUCAGCGUGACGGAACUUUCGUGCGCUCGUUUCUGGUAUGAGUCCCACGCAAGUGUUGAUACAUGAGGCCCCAGGAGUGCUGCAUGUUUUGGGUCGUUGUCAUGUUGGAAGACAAAGCGACGACCCAGACCCAGACCCAGACCCAGACCCAGACUCCUUGAGGUUUUCUUUCAAAAUCUUCACUUAUCCUUCUUUCUUCAUUAUUCCUUCAACCUUGAAAUGAUUCCCAGUUCCAGAUGCACCAAAACAUCCCCACAACAUGAUGCAUUGACCACCGUGUUUAACUGUGGGGACAUUGUUCUUGGGGUUAUACACCUCUCCCUUCUUUCUCCAAACAUAAGCAUAUAUAUAUAUAUAUAUACACAUAUACAUAUAUGUAUAUACAUAUAUAUGUAUAUACAUAUAUACAUACAUAUAUAUACAUAUACAUGUAUAGAUACAUAUAUAUAUACAUUUACAUACAUACAUAUAUACAUAUACAUACAUAUAUACAUACAUAUAUAUGUACAUUAACAUACAUAUAUACAUUUACAUACAUAUACUUAUAUAUUUAUAUAUGUAUAUAUUUAUGUAUAUGUGUAUAUAUGUAUGUAUAUAUUUAUGUAUAUGUGUAUAUAUGUAUGUAUAUUUAUAUAUGUGUAUGUGUAUAUAUGUAUAUGUGUAUAUGUGUAUAUAUAUGUAUAUGUAUAUUUCUUAAAUUUCAAUGAGAAAAAAACAGAAGUGAUCGUCUUUGGUCCCAGUGGCCCUUGUGAAACCCCUACUUGGGUAUUUUAGCAGAUUAUUUAAAGCCAAAUGUCUCAAAUUUGGGUUUUAAGAUGGACAGUGAUUUUAAAUUUGUCAGGCAAAUUAGCUCGGUAGUGAAAUCCAGUUUUUAUCAUAUUAGGCAGCUGGCGAAGGCAAAGCCUUUUCUGUCACGUACGCACUUUGAAACAGUAAUCCAUGCCUUUGUUACAUCUCGGCCGGAUUACUGUAACGCACUUUGGAGUCAGCCAGUCCUCCCUCUCACGUCUCCAGUUAGUUCAAAACGCAGCCGCCCGGCUCUUAAAUGGAGUACGUAAGAGGGAGCUCAUUACUCCCAUCCUGGCCUCCCUCCACUGGUUGCCUGUGCAUUUUAGAGUUCAUUUUAAGAUUCUUUUAUUUGUUUUUAAAUCUUUAAAUGGUCUGGCUCCAUCUUACCUCUCUGAGCUUCUCCACCCCUACACCCCAGCUCGGUGCCUCAGGUCAGCUGAUCAGCUGCUCCUGGAGGUACCGAGGUCCAAGCGGAAGCUCAGAGGGGAUAGAUCUUUUUCUGUUGCAGCCCCAAAUUUAUGGAACGAGCUACCCCUCCAAAUUAGACAAGCCCCCACACUGUCCAUUUUUAAAAGUCGUCUGAAAACCCAUUUUUAUUCAUUGGCCUUUAACCCUGCAUGAGACUCGGCUCCUGUUUUAGUGUUUUAUGGUUUGUUUUUAGUUAUUUGUUUCUAUGUUUUUAAAUUAGUUUUUAAAAACAUUGAAACUGUAUUUUACUUUUAAUUCUGCUUUUAUUUUAUCCAUUGUUUUAAUUGUUUUUUAUCUUGUUGUUUUGUCUAGUUAUGUACAGCACUUUGUUCAGCUGUGGUUGUUUUAAAGUGCUUAACAAAUAAAGUUGAGUUGAGUUGAGUAUACAUAUAUAUAUAUAUAUAUAUAUAUAUAUAUAUAUAUGUGUGUGUGUGUGUGUAUAUGUAUAUAUAUGUGUGUGUGUGUGUGUAUAUGUAUAUAUAUUUAUAUGUGUGUGUGUCUAUGUAUAUAUAUGUAUAGUUUUAUAUAUAUAUAUAUAUACAUAUAUAUAUAUAUAUAUGUAUAUAUAUAAAUAAGUACUUUAUUUCAGUUUUUUAACUUCUUUUUUGACACUUUUGAAAACUUUCCCAUCUCCCUCUUUCCAGCCUGUUUACUCCAUGCUGCAGGGAGGUGCUAGGAUGCUGACUUCUGGGGCACCUCCUCAGCCAAUAGGCCCCCCUGGCCCCCAGUACCCUGGCCAGGCAGAGGGCCAACCGAGGCCACAACAGCCUUUGUAUGGUAGGUAGAGUCAAAAGAGAUGAAAAACAUUCUUUUUUCUUUGUUUUGUAUCUACAGAAAUCUAGCAUGGAGAAGCCUUUGAAACUCAAGAUAAUAUUCACAUAGCAUUUGGAUUGUAGAGACCAAGAGACCAUAAGUUCUGAAAUGUUGUCCCAACAAAGGAGUAAGAGAACAUGCUCUUGUGAUCAUUCUUUAAGCAGGAAUCUGAAUUUCAUCUCAGUUGUAAUCUGCUUUAGAGAAAAGUUUUUACCAUGAAGCGUCUUAGCAAGAUACAUCAUGAGCAUUGGAUGAUAGGCAUUUGUGCAUGCUUGUCCAGAGUAUUUGAUGUAGCAUUUCAAAUAUAUCUGAAAUAAAUUAUUCACACUUUAGAAAAAAAAAAACAAACAACAACAAAAAACAGUCAGUGAAAUAAGAUCUGAUAUUCAAUCACUUUAUGUUUGAAAUGAGAUCUUUAUCCUCAGUGGGAAUAAAGUUGAGGGUUAUUCAAAGCAAAAUGUUUGAGGGACCUUAGUGGGACCUAUGAAGUGGUGAUUUCUGCUUCAAGUAUUACUUACCAAGUACAAAGAACUUUCAUUCACACAUAUAAUAACAUUUAUAUGUGUGAAUGCAUGUGUGUUUCUGCUAUUCAGGCAUGGCACAAAGGAAUUUUUGUUGCACCUUGUGUAAUGACAAUAAAGACUUUUCUAUUCUAUUCUAUUCUAUUCUAAAAUGUUCAUUAAAUAAACAAGUGGGCACAGUAUUUAGCCUUGUAGGAUUCCCUCUGUGAAGAGUAAGGCCAUAAAUUCAUUUAAGACUAACAUGGUCAUGACAGAAGUCCAUCAUAACAAAAAGUGUUGCCCAUUAGGUACAUUUCAUUAACAUAUCAGCACAAACACUGUAAGGACACUAUCACAGCAGAAGACCAACUCCAAAGACAGUCUAAAACCACAGAAGUCUCCUCCUAUUUAUACGGUUCUGGCUGUGAGUCUCAUCAUCAUAUGCUUUUUCCUUAGUUAAAUGCACAAAAUGCAGACAAGGUUAUCAACAACAAAAUCACACCAUUUCUGGGUGGUGGAAAUGUAAAAAUCUGUUUCAGAGGGUGUGUAGGUGACUGGGGUGGAGCUGGAGCUUAUAGACCUUUUGGAGUGGAAAGAAUGAGUGUCAGAGAGACAGCAGACUCUAUUCCAAGGACUUUUUUUGUGUAAUUGUUGUGCUUUUGCUUGUCAAGUGGUGUUUCUCUAUAUUUUUACACUUAAGAAAAAGCAUAAAACAUAAUUGGUCAAUUUUGUGUCUUUCCAUGAAAAUAAUUAUACUUAAAUAACUGAAUCACCUCAUCAUCUUUAAAGAGAAUGUAAUGAAUCAAAUUAAAGAAGGCGACCUCUGAGACAAUUGAUUUUCGUACAUAGACAUCAGACAACAACUCAUUCUGGACAGAAAAGAGGGAAAAGGAUGGGAGUGGUAAAUAAAGCAGUGGACUCUGCUUCCUUUUAGGAGUCCGUCCUGGGGAAAGAUUGAGUCCACCUGUGCUCAUUACUUCAGUCAGCAGCAGCACAGGUGGAUGGGUGUUUGCUCCAAGCUCAGUGGGUGUGGCAGGAAAGAAUGAUUCCAACAGUGAAAUUGUCGCUCAAGAAGUGGAGUACAAUAUAAAGCAUGUGCCAUAUGUUCGGUGUAAUAUUUCCUGUCACAAUCUGCCUGUCUUUCCCUCUCUGUCUCUCUCUUUCACUCUCAGCUCAGCCAUUCUCUCACCACUCGGGCUCCAUCCAUCCUCAACCUUCAACCACCCCGACUGGGAAUCAGCACCCACCCCAGCACACAGCACCCAGUCCAGGGCACUCUCAGGUAGGGGUUGGCAGUCAUUUAUUGAGUGGGAUUGUGAAGCAUUCCCACAAUAUGUUAUUCAUAUCUUUAUUUUUAUUAUUAUUGAGUGGGAUUGCGAAGCAUUCCCACUAUAUGUUAUUCAUAUCUUUAUUAUUGAGUGGGAUUGGGAAGCAUUUCCACUAUAUGUUAUUCAUAUCUUUAUUUUUAUUAUUCCGCCUUUUUUUGGCCCUUAACUACUUCCACAUGCUUCAACAUAUUCAAACCAUUCAAACUUCAAAAUAUUCAUCUCAUUGAGGACAUUCAGGGGUGUAUUCAAAAUUUUCCUAACAUUCAUAAUUUCCGAGAUAUUCACGGUUUUCUGACCGAUUUCUCCCAUUAGAAAUGCAUUACAGAAUGUUCAAAUUGGCCCUAUUCGCACAUUUUCUUCACAGUACUUCAAAAGCCUUCAACUCCCCUAUACUUCCACAUAGAAACUUCAUUCAAACUUUAAAACAUUCACACACCUUCAGACAUUUACUCAUUUAUUCACCAUCUUCAUGGCAUUCAUACUUUUCUCACAGUGACAGUUCAAACAGUCACAAGAUUUUCUGACCUCUUCAGGUUUUAACAUUAGUGUGUAUUGCAUGGAAUAAUAAUAAUAAUAAUAAUAACUUUAUUUAUAUAGCACCUUUAAAAACAGAAGUUUACAAAGUGCUUUGACAACAGUUGCAAGCACAGAACAUCAGCACAUGAAAAUAAAAACAAAAGCUCAGUUAAAAACAAAGCCUCUGAAUUGAAUGCCAGCUUCAUUUUUCAUAAGAAACCCAGGCAAUACAAGAACCCUACAACAUAAAAUGGGACCAUGAGGACCAGAAUAAAAACAUAAAAUAGGUAAGAAGAAGAAAUGAAAUAGAAAAGGGGGGCAGAAAGCAGGAAACAGGAUAGUAAAUAUAAAAGAGGAUAUUAAUAAUGAUAAUACAAUCAUAAUAAAAUAAUAAUAAUAGUAAUAUAAAUGGAAUAAUAAUAAAAAAAAAAAACACAAAAACCAUUAAAAUCCAUUAAGGACCUAAGAGGUAAAAUAAGAAAAGAUUAUAUGUAAAACAAAAGCUAGAGGAUAGCAAGUCGAAAUAAGAUAGUGGCAAAAGAGAUAAAAGAAAAAGGAGAAAAAAGGUAAAAGACGGCAUCACAUAAAAGCAAGUCUGUAAAAGUGAGUUUUUAAAUUUGACUUAAAAGAAGCGACUGUCUCUGCAUGCCUUAUCUCCUCUGGCAGGUCGUUCCAAAGGCGAGGAGCUCUGAUGGAGAAAGCUUUACCACCUUUAGUUUUGAGCCUCGACUUUGGAACGACUAGGAGGCCUUCGCCAGAGGAUCUGAGGCUGCGAGUUGGCUCAUAAGUUAUUAAAAGCUCUGAAAUGUAGUUCGGAGUAAGUCCUUUAAGCGCUUUAAAAGUAAUCAAUAAGAUCUUAAAAUCAAUUCUAAAACUGACAGGAAGCCAGUGAAGGGAGGCUAAAAUUAGAGUGAUGUGAUGCCGUCUGCUAAAACCAGUUAAAAGCCUAGCUGCUGCAUUCUGAACUAGUUGGAGGCGAGAGAGCGAUUUCUUGUUUAAACCAGGGGGGAGAGAGUUACAAUAGUCCAGUCUUGAGAAAAUGAAGGUGUGGAUUAUCCUUUCGAGAUCUGGUGGGGUGAGUAUCUGUUUAAUCUUUGCAAUAGAACGAAGGUGAAGGAAACAGGAUUGAACAAUCUUGUUGAUGUGGAUGGAGAAGGUGAGGUCUGAAUCGAAGGUUACUCCCAGAUUUCUGGCUGUUGGUUUGAUGAUUACUGAAUGUUGACCGAGACAAGACUGUAUGGGGGAGAGUUUUGUAUGUUACAGAGAAUUAUUUCUGAUUUUGAAUAAUUUAGCUGAAGGAAAUUUUGUGCCAUCCAACAGUUAAUGUCACGUAGACAGUCCAUGACAGCAGCUAGGCCUCUUGGGUCCUCAGGUCUCAAAGGAAGGUAUAUCUGUGUGUCGUCUGCAUAGCAGUGAAAGGAGAAUUUGUGACGCUGAAUUAAUUGGCCGAGGGGCAGCAUGUAGAUAGAAAAUAAAAUUGGACCUAAAACUGAACCUUACGGUACACCACAGGCGAUAGCAGAAGUAGAGGAGGUGUGAUUGCCUAUGGUGACCGCAAAGGUUCGUUCUAAAAGAUACGACUGAAACCAGCCAAGUGCAGUGCCCCUGAUACCCACCCAGUUUUUAAGAUGUUCAAUUAAAAUAGCAUGAUCAACUGUAUCAAAAGCUGCACUGAGAUCUAAAAGAAUUAAAAUUGAGCCCUCCCCUCUAUCUGCUGCUAAAAGAAGGUCAUUGGUCACACAGAGGAGGGCAGUCUCAGUGCUGUGACCUGCUCUAAAACCAGACUGAAAUUUCUCAAAGAGGUUGUUUUCAGACGUAAAACCUAAAAGCUGUUUAGAAACUACCUUCUCUAAAAGUUUGGAUAAAAAUGGAAGUUUUGAAAUUGGUCUAAAAUUGUUAAAAUCAGAGGGGUCAAGGUUUGGCUUCUUUAAAAGGGGUUGGACCACAGCACGUUUAAAAGCAGAGGGAAAUACUCCCUCAACUAGAGAGCUAUUAAUGAUGGAUAAAAUGCUGGGCCCAACCACGUUAAAAACCUCUUUGAGAAAUCUGGUGGGGAUAGAAUCAAGACUGCACGUAGCUGUUUUCAUUUUGGCUAAAAUAUCAGAUAAAAAUUGUAAGGACACCGGCCCAAAACUACUAAAAUAGUGCUUAACUUCCCAACUUAAGAGUACAGGGAGACUGGGAGGGGUGAUAUGAUGCCUGAUGUCUAUAACCUUGUUAAUAAAAUUAAUUAAAAACGUCUCGCAGGUGUCUUGAGAAGCAUCAGUAAAAUAAGAGGGGGAAGGAUUGGAAAGAGACUCUAAAACCUUAAAUAAAAUUCUGGGCUUUGAAUAAUUAGCUAAAAUCAAAUUUGAGUAAAAUGCUGCCCUUGCAUCCUUAACUGCCUUCUGGUAGUUUUUCAUGGAGUCUCUCCCAAAUUUCGAGGAAAACCACUAACCCAGUUUUCUUCCAUUUGCAUUAAUUUCUUCUACAUAUUCUCUAAAGUUCAUGGGUGGUCUCUGUGAGCCAGGGUUGGGGUUCUUUGUUAGAUCUUUUCUUUUUCAGAGGAGCUACAGAGUCCAGGAUGGUUCCACACAUAGCGUUAAAAAGAGAGACGUGCUCUUCAGUGUUAAAAACUGGAUUAAAAUCAGGGUUGAGGGCAGUUAAAGAUGCAGGGAUAAAAAGCUCUGAAAACUUGCUAGCAGACGAUGCAUUAAAAACCCUUCUAAAAACAGGAGUGUGAUCAGUAAAAGAAGGCUGGGAUAAAACCAUGGAGAAUAAAACCAGUUUGUGAUCUGACACACAGAUAUCCUUAGUUAAAAACUCCCCAGGACUAAGUCCACUAAAUAAAGCCAAAUCUAAGCAAUGUCCCUUUACAUGAGUUGGUUCCUGUAUUGCCUGGGUAAGAUUAAAGGAGUCCAGAGUUUAAAUAAAAUCAACAGUUAAGGGUUGUGAGGGACAGCAGACAUGUACAUUAAAAUCACCCAAAAUAAGAAUUUUGUCAUAUUUACAAAUAAAAAGGGAUAGAAACUCUGAAAACUCGUUUGGGUGGUCGAUAAAUGAUUAUGAUUGAAACAAGAUCUUUCAAUUUAACAAUAAAAGCAAGGUGCUCAAAUGAACUAAAAGUGCUGAAGUUGAUAGGGAUGCAUUUAAAAUCCUUCUUGUAUUUGACAGCCACCCCCCCUCCCCGGCCUGACUGCCGGGGCUGAUGGAGGUGAGUAAAAUCAGGGGGGGUGGCUUCCAUAAGAGAAAUACAAUUGUCCGGAGUCAGCCAAGUUUCAGUCAGAAUAAAAAAGUCCAGGCUGUUUUGUGAAAUAAAAUCAUGGCAUAAAAAUGUUUUGUUGUUGAGGGAUCUGAUGUUUAAAAGUCCAAAGUUUGCAGGUUUGCUGUUAAAAGCAGGGCGGGGUAGCCGAGGAAGCAGGGGGAUGUGGAUGAGAUUGGUGGGGGGACAAAAUCUGGCAGGAGGACGGGGAGGACGUGAGGAUGUGAUGUAUACUGGAAUCACAGAUUUACUGAUAGUACUAAUGGGGGGGCAGAGGAAGGUGGGGGUUGGCAGGUGAAUGAGCGGGGAUUGUGGGACUGUUUUGAGAUGACCAGAGGUUAUUGUGAGGAGGAGGGGGAGUGGCCUGAGUGUGGAAAGAGGGGCUGCUGAGUGCAGACUGUCAGACUGGUGAGGAGUGGAUCAUGUACUGGAUGUUGUAAGAGAGCAUUCGGCUAUCCCGCCUGUUGUGUUGGAUCCCAUCAUGAUUGAAAAGUGAUGCUCGGUCCCAAAACAGAUUAAAAUUGUCAAUAAAACUGAAGUUGUGGGUGGGGCAUGUGGAUUGGAGCCAGGUAUGGAGGCUGAGGAUCCUGCUAAAAUGUUCUGCUCCACGACCGAGAGUGGGGAUCGGGCCAGAGAUAAAAAAAAACGUCCUUUAAAACGUUAAAAAGCAGGUUAAAAUCCCUCUUUGUGAUUUCGGACUGCUUAAGGGACGUGUCGUUUCAGCCAACAUAGAGCACAAUCUUAGUGAUAGAGGAGGGGAGAUUAAGAAAUUUGACCAGGAUGACAGGUACUGUGGCGCCGGGAAAACAGUGAGUUAUGGCAUUAAAAAAUCUGAUGUACCUGGUUUUGGAGUCUCCGAUGAUGAGGGUGGUCGGGGUGAAAAGGGGACGAGGAGCUGAUGUGCACGCGCAGCCAUCAGAUGUUGGGCGCUCCACCUGUGCAGGGGACGGCGAUUGUUGGCAGUAAGCGGACGCAGGUGGAGUGAGGGUGUUGCCGGCCCGGGGGAGCCUCUCCGAGCGCCGGAAGACGGCCUCCUCCAGCAGCCUGCGGCGCAGUAUCCCUGUCGAGGAGGGCCGCGGUGCCUGGUCCGUGUUCGACAUCCGCGGCCACCUCUGCUGGAGCCAAAGCCAAAGCAGCGUCUGGGUCAGCGGGAGCCUCAUCCCUCAGGGCAAAGAAGCAGUUGGAGAGGGAGAGCCGUGGUGGUGAAGGGACUCUCUCCGCAAUGUUGGCAGCUAGAGUGGGUGACCUCAUUGCUAGAGUGAGACAGGCUGAAAAUUUAUCCUCAAAACUUUGUCUUCACAAAAGGAUUGUGGCAACUCGCUUCACUCUACAUGGAUAAUAUUUGGUACAGUGAUGGCAAAACUUGCUGUCACUCGUCAUCUCAAAAAUCAAAGCCGUAGGACACACACAGUGGCCUGGGCAGACACCAACUGCCACAGACAUCCCCCAAAUUUCUCCAGCUUUCUCCAUUGACUCCAAUAUAAACGUGAGAGGAGGAUUUUGAGAGGAAACACAAACUUGACAUGUUUUUAACUUGUCCUAGUGAAGGCAUUUUUGGCUCCACAAACACGGGAGUUGUAUCAAUGUGUUCAGCCGGGCCUUGUGGUUCUCACAAGCUCAUUAUCAUGAUGAUAGCAGUUACAGAGCAAGAGCAUUAGGGGGUUGUUUGGGCAUUGCUCUCUCCGCUUCAAGGCCCCUUUCUCCUGCUGUAGUGAUGCAUCUACCUUCACCAUGGCAACCAAUUAGAGCACCUGGAGACACACAGCUGGCUGGAAAGCUGCUUCUAACGUCCUUAUGAGACACAUGAAGCCAGGCUUAGCACACAGAGCGCUGGGGAUUACAUUUAUAACCCUUUACUAGACAAACUUUGUCAUCUAUCUCGUCCCACAAACUUUGAGCUUCAGAAACCAUCCAUGGCUUAAGAAAUUCAUUUCAUUGAGGACAUUAUGGGAUGCAUUCAGGAUUUUUUUUUUUAUCAAAUUGUUUUUCCACACUAGAUUCAAUUUUAAUAUUUAUGCAUUAUUUAAUUCUUCAAACAAAUCAAAUAUUAUUCAAACUGAUUUGAACCUUUCUGAUACUUCUAAUACUACGGAUGUAUUUUUCACUUUUCUACCCCUUAUACUUUUUGAUGUUUUUUACUUUUUGUUCAAAAUUUUUCCCAUUGAAAUGAAUAGGAAAAAUCCUCAAAUUCUACCUUUUAGACUUCCACUUUCUCAGCCUUAUAACUUCAGCAUACUUUCACCUACAGACCUCAUUUUUGCUUUAAAAUGUUCACAAUCUUCUCCUCUAAAUAUGUUGUAUGGACUUUUUUGUGCUAUCUAGCUUUAGGCACCUCAUGGUUUUCAGCAAAUUUUCAGGCUUUAUAAGGGGUUAUAAUGGGCUAGAGUGUUUGAUUACAUCGCUAGAGUGCAGAGGUCCUCUUGGAUCGACAGAACCUCGCUCAAAUAUAUCGCUCCCACGCCCACAAAUGUCACUCCACAGCCAUAAAAAAUACAUCAAAAUGGAGGUAUAUGUGUCCUGCUUCUCACAAAAGAGGUUUCAAAUCAUUAAAUCAUACCCCUUGGCCAGCAGGUGACCAACUGUCCAAAUAGGCGGAAAUCUCUCCCAUUAACCCUAAUGUAUUUUUUCUCCAAGAAAAUCCUUAUAAUCACUCAGGCUCAGACUUUUUUAACUCGCUGAUUUAAGGAAAUCGUGCUAUGUGAAGAAGUUCAGAGGCCCUAAAUUCACUGCAGUUAGGCAGCUUCUCAUUCAAACAGUAGGUCAGUUAAUGCCUUUGAUGUCUGACACCUGUUAAGAUGCAUUAAUUAACACACACACACACACACACACACACACACAUUCUUGUACUUGCAGCUUUGUGAGGUCUAUGAGAAAAGCGAGGACCACCAGUUCUGUUUAACUUAGAAACAUAAAAAAUAUAAUUCAGGAAACUGGGGGGCACCCUUGACCUAUACACUCACUGAGUUUACAUAUAUAAGCAAGUUUCACAAAAAAAGUUUUUAGCUGACAGAGCGAGGUGAAGAAGAGCUUCUCAUUCAAACAGUAGGUCAGUUAAUGCCUUUGAUCUCACAGCUGUUUAGGGUAAAAUCAUUAACGAGACACACACACACACAGUCUGACAAUGGGUGCGUGCGUGCGUGUGUGUGUGUGUCACAGCCUAUGGCAACCAAUUAGCGCACCUGGAGACACACAGCUGACUGAAAAGCUGCUUCUAAUGGCCAUAUUAGAUACAUGAAGCCAGGCUCAGUACACAGAGCACUGAGGGUUACAUUUAAAACCCUUCACCAGAGCACUUGACGAACUUAGGCCCCUGUCUCCUACCGCAAACUUUGACCUACAGAAACCAUCAGGGCUCCAAAAAUUCAGGUCAUUGAGGACAUUAUGAGGUGUAUUUAAGAGUUUGUCAAUUUAUUGUAUCAAUAUGUUCAGCAGAGUCGUGGGGUUCUCACAAGUUUCUUAUCAUGAAUGUAGCCAUUACAGAGAAUGAGCUUCAGGGCAUAGUUUUGGAUUUUGUUUCUCAGCUUCAAGCCUUCUCUCUCCUGCUGUAGUUAUGCAUCUACUGUUCCCAUGGCAACCAAUUAGUGCACCUGGAGACACACAGCUGACUGGAAAGCUGCUUCUAACUAGCCUGGCUGGGCCAUCCAGUUGCAUGAAUCACUUGCCAUUCCUUCCCACAACAGUCUGGACUUCGGCCAGUUGGGAGCCAAGGAGUAUUAGAAAUCAGAAUAGAACCAGGCAAAGCAGUGACUGUGUUUCCACUGUUCCCCGGACAACAGGAAAAGGCAGCCCCUGAUUGGUCCAUGUGUAGAUGGAGACGUCUAACACAUGCUGCGGGACUUUUCAAAGCACCGUUCAUUUAGAACGCCUUUAAUUCUGCAGUUGACUUUGCAAGUCGGCAGAAAUCGUUUAUAUCUGCAGAAAAAGACGUAAAAGACAUUGUUUGCUCGUACACGUUGAAAUAUUACCAAACCUUUACUUGAUGCUUGACAGCCCAGCAGGGAACACGGAUGCGCACAGUGAUGACGUCAGAUGUUUGGUUAUGGUGAUUGGUUACAGUAGUCUGUCUAUCAAGGAAAGUAUUCCCGCCCACUUUUAGGGCUCCCAAUUGGCUGAAGUCCAGACUGUUGUGAGAAGGAACGGCAAGUAAUUCACGCAACUGGAUGGCCCAGCCAGGCUAGCUUCUAACGGCCAUAUGAGACACAUGAAGCCAGGCUCAGUACACAGAGCACUGGGGGUUACAUUUAAAACCCUUCACCAGAGCACUUGACAAACUUUGGCCCCUAUCUACUACAACAAACUUUGACCAACAGAAACCAUUCAGGGCUCCAAAAAUGUAUUCAGGAUUUUUAUUCAUUUAAAUUUUCCCCACUUUAAAUGUAAUCCAGUUAUAAAUACAUUAUUCAAUUCUUCAGACAAAUUUAAACUCAUUCAAACUGAUUCAAACCUAAUACUUCAAACUUGUCUAAUACUUGAGGAUUUUUAAUUAUUCAAAAUUUUCCCAUUUUAAAAUUAUUCUCAUUAUUUUGCAUUUUUUAUUUCUUCAAACAGAUUCCCAGUUUUACUACUACAAUUACAACUAAUAUCACUUUAACUUGUAUCUUAAUAAUAUAAUAAUAAUAGAUUUUAUUUGUAACGCACUUUACAUUUAAAAACAAAUCUCAAAGUGCACAACAAGACAACAAUAACAGUAAAAACCAAGCAACAGGGCAAAACAAUAAAAACAGUCAGCAGAUAAAAUCAGAUAAAAUUAGUUCGGGUAGGCUUUCCGAAAGAGGAAGGUUUUGAGUCCUUUUUUAAAAGCAUCCACCGACUGUGCAGCCCUGAGGUGGUCGGGGAGGGCGUUCCACAGACGGGAAGCAGCAGCCUCGAAGGCCCUGUCACCCAUGGUCUUGAGCCGAGUCCUGGGCGGGCGCAGACGGUGCAGUUGGCCUGACCGGGUUCUGGCUGAGGUAUGUGGGGUGAGGAGUUCGGUGAGGUAGGUGGGGGCUGCACCGUGCAGACAGUGAUGGGUGUGGAGGAGGAUUUUGAAUUCAAUGCGGAGGUGAACGGGGAGCCAGUGCAGAGUGCGAAGGAUGGGGGUGAUGUGCUCAUGUUUACGCACUCUCAUCAGGACCCGGGCGGCGCUGUUUUGGACAUGUUGGAGCCUUUGUAAGCUCUUGCCCGGGAUCCCGAUGAGAAGCGCGUUACAGUAGUCCAGCCUGGAGGAGACAAAGGCAUGGAUGAGUCUCUCUGCUGCAGGACGAGAGAGAAAUGGCCGGAGUUUGGCGAUAUUACGGAGGUGAAAGAAGGAAGUCUUGCAGAUAUGGUUGAUGUGAUAGUCAAAGCUAAGAUGGGGGUCAAACCUGACUCCCAAGUUAGUCACAGAAGGAGAGAGGGAAAAGUUGUGGCCGAGAAAAGAGACGGAUGAAAAGUGGGUAGAACGGAGCUGGUGGGGAGUACCGAUGUGAAUGGCUUCUGUUUUGGAGCUGUUCAGCUGUAAGAAGUUUUCACUCAUCCAAGCCUUUAUCUCCUCCAGGCAGGAGUCCAGUUGGGUGACAGAGGAGGGGGGAGUGGAGGAGGGGGUGACCUUGAGGUAGAGUUGUGUGUCGUCAGCUUAGCAAUGGAAUUGCAUUCCAUGCCUGCUGACGACACGAUCAAGGGGGAGCAUGUAGAUGGUGAAGAGGGUUGGACUGAGCACGGAACCCUGGGGGACCCCACAGACAACAGUGUGAGGGCGGGAUUUAGCAUCCCCCAGGGCCACGAACUCGGUCCUUCCUGUGAGGUAGGAGUGAAACCAUUGAAGGGCGGUGCCAGAGAUACCAAUGUCGUGAUGGAGGUGAUGAAGGAGGAUGUGGUGAUCAACAGUAUCAAAUGCAGCAGAGAGGUCGAGAAGGAGGAGGAGGGAAGUGGAGCCGGAGUCAGAGGUCAUCAGGAGGUCAUUGGUGACUCUGAUGAGAGCUGUCUCGGUGCUGUGGGAGGGACGAAAGCCAGAUUGGAAUUUUUCAUAUAGACUGUUUGAUUUGAGAUGGUUGUGAAGUUGAAUGGAUACAACUCUUUCGAGAGUUUUGGAGAUGAAGGGGAGAUUGGAGAUAGGUCUAUAGUUUGACAGGGAGCUAGGAUCAAGAGUGGGUUUUUUGAGGAGGGGCUUGAUGAUAGCUGUUUUGAGGCUGACUGGAACAUGGCGGGGCGGCAGUAGCUCAGGAGGUAGAGCGGUCGUCCAAUAACCAGAAGGUCCGUUGUGUCCUUGGGCAAGACACUUAACCCACCUUGCUCCCAGUGUGUGUCCUCCACUGGUGUAUGAUUGUGAGUGUUGUGUGGUGGUGGUCGGAGAGGCCGUAGGCGCAGAAUGGCAGCCACGUUUCCACCACCACCAAAGUGUGACUGUGUGAGCGAAUGAAUGGUGUAUCUAAUGUAAAGCGCUUUGAGGGUCUCUGAUAAAGCGCUAUAUGAAAUCUGAUGCAUUAUUAUUAUUAUUAUUAUGGCCGGUUUGAAGAGAUGGCCGGUUCUUCACGUCUACCUCCACUACUCUUGCUUCUCUAAAUAUUUUUUUACUGCGUCUCUUACUUUUACUGCCACUAUUACUUCUACCACAAGCUUUACUACUUUGACUUCUACUUCUUCUGUUCUAAAACUACUUCUACUGCUUACAUGACUACUAAUAUCACUACUACAACUACCUAUUAUCAUACUACUUUUAGGACUACAACUUAAACUUAUGCCACUUCUCACUUUUCUGUGUUUUAGGGUAAUUUUCUUUCUUAUCCAUUUUUUUUUUUGCAAUUUCAGACAGUUUCUCUAGCCUUAUUCAGCAUGAAUGCAAUUUUAAUUUAUGAAGCACAUUCAUACUGUUUGGACUUCAACAGUUUUCACUUUCAUCCAACUUCCACUUCUUCUUCUUCACCCCUUUAACCAAUUUUACAUUAAAACCUUCUUCUAUUUUUUAUUAGCAGUUUUGCAUUGCUUUUUCAGCUUUCAGAACUCAGCAUUUCCACGCAUUAUCUGCAAGGAAAUGCAGUUUUUCUAGUUAUUAUUAUUCUUCAGUACCUUUUUUGGCCCUUUUCAACUCCUUCCCACUUUGUGCUAUUUUAACCAGUCAAACUUUAUACUAAUGCACUCCUUCAGGACAUUAUUGGUAUUACUUUUCAGCUUUCUACCAUUUAAACCUUUUGCAAUAUUUCACUUUUUCUGCAAAAUUUGUUCCAUUAGAAAUGAAUAGAGAAAUCUCUCCACUCCGCCUACAGCUAUAACACCUAUGUUGUAUUCACUCCUCUUUGCUAUUUCCUACUGUUUUUGCACAAUUUAGCUUGGAGCAACAUGAAGUUUUCUGCCUUUUUCAGCCUUUCCAAUGAGUGUGUAUUGGAAACGCUAGAGCGUGUGACGUCAUCGCUAGAGCGGGUGACGUCAUCGCUAGAGCGGGGGGAGCGUUUUGGAUUCACUAAACCAAGCAUGAUUAUUUUGCUCCCAUGGCUGCAAUUUUCACUCCACAGCCAUAAAAAACACAUCAAAAUGGAGGCACACUUGUCCUGCUUCUCACAAAAUAGGUCUGAAGUCAUCAAAUUGUACCGCUUGCCCAGGAGGUGAGUACAUUCCUUAGGAGCCAGAGAUUCUGCCCAUUAACUCCCAUGUUAAAUUUUGGCCAAGAAACCCUGACAAACACUACAGUGAAGCCGGUUUUUAACUCGCUGUUGUGGCCACAUUUUUUACACUUUGGACAUAAAAAAUACAUCAUUGUGUUCAUGGGAAUCUCAGGACUCCUAAGAUCAUCUUAUUUUUGGGAUAUGACUUAUGGAAAUUGCGCUAGGGGGAAAAGUUCAGACGGUUUCUCACUGCUUUUGCGAUAUCAGCACUUCUCAUGGGCUGUGUGCUUAGAUCACACACGCACAUGCACUCGACGGGCUCGGCCACGCGGGCACACACACUGUUUCCAUGAGUGCAUUACUGUCUCUCUGUCAGUAGAAAAUAUACCCCCAAUAUUUACUUUGUUGUUACAGUUCUUGUCUUUAACUCUUUUAACAUACUAACUUCUUUUUCCUCUACCUCUGCUUUUCUUUACUUUCUAUAUGUAUUCAAUUAAUUUAACUUCAGCUGUUUCAUACUUUCUACAUUCAUAUGUAGGGCAGUACCUGAAGCACGGCAAUAGAUGAUGCUGUUCUGCAUUCUCAAGUUACUAUGGUUGGAUGCUGCAGACUGCAAAAAUCUGUUUUACUAUUUGUACAUUUAAUUGGAACAUUGCUACACAUUAUUUUAAGGCAUUUGUUUUUCAAAUUCAAUUAUCCUUAUUAUCAGUUCUGUUAAUUCACAUCAAUGAUAUACGUUUUUCACUUAGGCUAUUAGACAAUUUGUACAUUAAUGCAACUAAUUUACCUUCAGUUAUACUACAAUUCUUCCAUUCAUACAAAUUCUUCUUCUACUCCACCUUUUCAACAGUUUUUCCAUUCACACCUUCCAUUCACACCUUCCUCAAUUUUUUAUUGUCAGUAUAGCAUUGCUUUUUUGGCUUUCAGCACUCAGCAUUUCCACGCAUUUUCUGCAAGGAAAUGCAAUUUUCCUAGUUGAGUGGGGAAGCAUUCCCACCACAUGUUAUUCAAAAUCUUUAUUUUUAUUAUUCUGCCGUUUUUUGGCCCUCAACUACUUCCACAUACUUCAACAUAUUCAAACCAUUCAAACUUCAAAAUGUUCCUCUGAUUGAGGAGAUUCCGGAUUUUCCUAACAUUCAUACUUUCCGAGAUAUUCCCGGUUUUCCGAGCGAUUUCUCCCAUUAGAAAUGCAUUGAGAAUUUUCAAAAUGGCCCCUUUUCUCACAUUUCUUCCCACAACUUCAAAAGCCUUCAACUCAGUCAUCUUCAUGGUUAAGCAGUGGGUUCUUCCUCAGUGGACACGAGUUCGAAUCCCGACAAGGGAACAAUUGUUUCAUAUCAGGUACCCUUCACAACAGCAGCUUAGCUAUAGCAAUUCAGCUGAAUCAUUCCCACUUGAAAUUUCAUUUUCUAGUUUUUAUUAUUAUUAUUCCACCGUGUUUUGGCCCUAAACUACUUCUACAUCCUUCAACAUAUUCAAACCAUUCAAACUUCCAAAUAUUCCUCUCAUUGAGGAAAUAUCAGCUUGUAUUCAAAAUUUUCCUAACAUUCAUAUUUUCCUUGUCAUUCCCGGUUUUCCAACUGAUUUCUCCCAUUAGAAAUGUGUUACGGAAUGUUCAAAUUGGCCCUUUUCCCACAUUUUCUUGACACAACUUCAAAAGCCUUCAACUCGCCUAUACUUUCACCUAGAAACUUUAUUCAAACUUCAAAACAUUCACACACCUUCAGACAUUCACUCAUUUAUUCACCAUCUUCAUGCCAUUCAUACUUUUCUCACAGUGACAGUUCAAAAAGUUUUCAAAAAGUGAUUAUCUGACCGCUUCAGGUUUUAACAUUAGUGUGUAUUGCAUGGAAUGUUGGCAGCUAGAGUGCGUGACCUCACCGCUAGAGUGAGAGAAGCUGAAAAUUUAUCCUCAAAACUUUGUCUUUACAAAAGGAUUGUGGCAACUCACUUCACUCUACACGGAUAAUAUUAUGUACAGUGAUGGAAACACUCGCUGUCACUCAUCAUCUCAAAAAUCAAAGCCAUAGGACACACACAGUGGCUUGGGCAGACACCAACUGCCACAGACAUCCCCAAAAUUUCCCCAGCUUUCUCCAUUGACUCCAAUAUGAACAUGAGAGGAGGAUUUUCAGAGGACAGACAAACUUGACAUGUUUUUAACUUGUCCUAGUUAAAUAUUUUCAAUUUGUUCAGCCAGGUCUUGUGGUUCUCACAGGCUCAUAUCACGACGAUAGCAGUUACAGAGGAAGAGCAUUAGGGCAUCGUUCGAGCAUUGCUCUCUCAGCCUCAAGCCCCCUUUCUCCUGCUGUAGUGAUGCAUCUACCUUCACCAUGGCAACCAAUUAGAGCAACUGGAGACACACAGCUGGCUGGAAAACUGCUUACGGCCAUAUGAGACACAUGAAGCCAGGCUUAGUACACAGAGUACUGGGGGUAACAUUUAAAACCCUUCACUGGAGUUAUUUGACAAACUUUGUCAUCUAUCUCUUUCCACAAACUUUGAGCUACAGAAACCAUCCAGGGCUAAAAAAAAAUUCAGUUCAUUGAGGACAUUAUGGGAUGCAUUCAGGAUUUUUUUUUAAUUAAAUUUUUUUAUCACACUAGAUUCAAUUUGAAUAGUCAUGCAUAGUUAAUUCUUCAAACAAAUUAAAAAUUAUUCAAACUGAUUUAAACCUUUCUGAUACUUCUAAUACUUUAAGAUUUUUAAUCAUUUUAAUUUCCCUGUUUUAAAUCAUUUAAUGAUUUAUACAUCAUUUUAUUCUUCAAACAAAUUCCAACUCAUUCAAGGUGAUUCAAACAUUUCUAGUACUUCAGGAUUUUUAAUCAUUUUAAUUUUCCACACACUGAUUUUUUUUAAACAAUUUAUGCACUAUUUAAUGAAUUCAUCCAAAUCAUUCAAAUAAUUCAAAGCUUCCUCAAAAUUCAAACAUUAUCUUUCAUAGACUUUCAAAAUCCAGCCAUUCGCAAUAGCAGUUCAGCUAUAGCAAUUUCAAACAGUUCAAACAUUUCUUCAGAAAUUGCAUUUUUUAGUUUAGUGUAGAAUGAGCAAAUGAAAGUACUCUUGAGCAGCAUUUCUCAAACUUUUUUCAGUCAUGGCACCUCUCAGAAGUGCAUAAAAUCUCACAGCACCUCAGUGUAAAAUAUAAUUUAAAACAACACUACAAAGCCUAAAUAUAAAUGCAAAUGUCCUGUUUACUUGGACAGAACAAUAGUGAUGAACAGAGCAUAAUACCAACUGAAAGUGCACCACAGAUAAGCAGGAAUGUUUCCUUCCAUCCUAAGUGCUGGUUUAUUUCCAUGCCCACACACACAUAAUCCCCAAUGACAGAGGAAGAGAGGCUCACUCUCACACUCACUAGCAUGUACCUUUGCGACCUUUGGUGCAGACUCAGAGCUGGUGGAUGAAGGCUGGCAUGAAGUAGUAGGCUGAGGCUCAAUUUCAGAAUUAGUGAUGUUCGAUUCUUGUGGGGCUUUCCUUUCUAGAAAACGAUUCAAGAUGCUAUUGCUUGUUCCUUGCGCUUUGUGAAAUCAAAUGUAUUUUCGUGGCUAAAUGAUAAAACAAUGUGCUGCACAGUCAGACCUUGCGGCUGGGCUAUUGACGUUGUGACACGUUUUUAACAAUGGGCAUGUGAGACAGAUCUUUAUGAUUAAUUUUAAGUAUGUAUAUAUUUGUCUGAAAUUAAUUUUAUGGUUGAUUUAUUGAUACACGUAUCUAAAAGAAAUGUAUUUAUGUAUUCAGUCAGGUAUUCAGUCAUGUAUUUAUAUGUAAAAUAUCAGAAUAGGUCAUUUUCGGACAGCACCCCUGACACAGUCAGACAGCCCCCCAAGGUGCUGCAGCACCCACUUUGAGAAGGCUGCUCUAGAGCACUAAUUCUUGUAUAUCUUGAUCCAGAUUUACAGUGAUAUAUUUUUCAUCUGAAAUAGAAUAACAACUCUCAUUGUUUCCCUGCUUUACUAACUGUUUUUUGGUUUCAGAUUUGCAUUAGAACAGGAAGUGAAAAAAGGAGUGCUGAUUGAUGUGAAGCUAGUGCUUAAAGAUACUUCUUAGUGCUUGAGGUGAACUAGGUUUUUAAAGUAUGUAAUGUGUGUUCCCUCAGCUGUGUUUGCUCUUCCUGUGUCCUUAUUUGAUUGCUCUUUUGUAUUCAUCUUCAUAUCUGUUUGCCUUAAACUAAGUUUGUCCUCUCAGUCAAAUCAGGGCGGUCCUCAACCUCAGUCCAUGUUCCACUCUGGAGGUUUGUCAGCUCCCACCCCUCCUAACCUGCCUCCAGGACACAGCUCCCCACAGGCCUCCUACACCAUGCAGGGAUACAGCCUCCCUGCUCACCAGCCACUACCACAUGGCUUCCCCUCCAUCAGCCAGCUCACACAGGUGUAUAUCCACAUCAGGACACUUUUUCUACUAGUGAACCUUGUUUAAGUGGGGAAAAAAAAACACUUUCUUACGUUUGUCCUGCGCAGGCUCACAUCACAGGAGGCAUGUCAGGACCUCACCAUGCUGCAGGUCACGGGCUGCCCCCAGUUAUGCUGCACUAUGUCCCCCCUCAGCAGGGCAGCAGCUCCAACCCCCAGCAGGCAGCACCACAACACUUUUACAUCGGACCACCCCAAGGUAAACAAAUAAACCUGAGCACAGACAAAACCUUUUCACACACAUGCUCCUCACCAGUGGCGUAACAUCAUGGUGGUAGGCCCUGGUGCAAAUAUUUUUUUUGUGCCCCCACCCCUGCCCUGAACAAAAGCCCAUGCACACACAUGCACACGCACGCACGCGCGCACACACACGCAUGCACGCACAGCCACUGUAGAGAACUGCUAUUUUUGUUAUGUAGGCUGACAGCCUGAAUUCACUGCACUUUUUCUUUCUUUUUUUUGCCACUGGCUUCCCUGUUUGUGUCAUUUUGUGGAGCAGUAAAGCUAAAUAUCUCUGCUGCUCUACUCUGCUCAUGCUGCCCUCACGCUCUCUCUCUCCUUGUCACCGAGAAAAACUUCAUUUUCCUGCCUGUCACUUCUUUCUGUAAUUUUGAUCUACAUUUGUUUUCACCAGUUUCCAUCUUAUUUGUAUCACAAUCAAUAAGUAAAUGUUAAUUAUAUCAGCAAAAGGAAAUGCGCAAUAGUAAACCACAUGCAUUAAGUUCUCAAGUCAGCUACCAAUCUACAGGGGAUGGUGCAUGUAAACCGAAGGACAAAAAUGUACACAAACAGGAGAGCCGGUGGCAAAAAGAAAAGAAAGAGGCAAAGCCGAUUAUGGCACAUCAUCAUGGAGGAAAUGCAUCCACUGUGGGUGAUCAGCAUUGGGGAGAGCUUCCUCGGUGCUGAUUUUUUACCUUUUUUUUCUCCCCUUCCCUCCUUUAUGGGCCCCUGACGGCAUCUGGGCCCCGGUGCAGCUGCACUGGUUGCACCGCCAAUAUUUACGCCUGUGCUCCUCACAGUGGGAAGUUUCCUCUGUCCCAGCUCUGUAGUUUAUGUGUUUAUUACCUAAGUUCACCUUUUCUGAACAGUAACGUGGGUAAGUAAACAUUUGGAUGUUUGGUUUUUGUGUCUUUCAGCUGUUCAGGUUCCCACUCAUCCCUCUCAGCAGCUUUCUUUCCACCCGUCUGCAAACUGA
Messenger RNA from Xyrichtys novacula (pearly razorfish), 52086 nucleotides. NCBI's taxonomy places the organism in Eukaryota, Metazoa, Chordata, Actinopteri, Labriformes, Labridae. The record is from the annotation of a GenBank genome assembly.